Molecule: messenger RNA, 69490 nt
Organism: Xyrichtys novacula (pearly razorfish)
Lineage: Eukaryota; Metazoa; Chordata; Actinopteri; Labriformes; Labridae
Source: the annotation of a GenBank genome assembly
AUGAGUGGUACAGUCCGACAGAUCUCUGUGACUACUGAUCCAGACACCCCCUUUUUCCUGCGAGUGGACUGGGCCGGGGACCUGGGUGCUGGUUUCACAUUGGCUCUGACUGAUGGCAGCUCAGCAUGGAUCGGAGAGGGUAAAAUUUCCAAAAUUGUACAAGAACAUGUUGAUAUGUGGAGACUUGGAGAGUGAGGAUAUAUCAGUGAUAAAUAGUUUACAUGAAAAUAUUGAUUAUUCCUUUUCUUAGAGCGUACAGAGAAAUGCUGAUGACAGACGGCCUGUGAUGAGUUCAAAAACUGAUCCUGCUGAUCGGACUAAAUAAAAAAAACUUUUUCUUUAUCGCAAAAGUUUUUAUUUAGGAGUUGCUUCUUUAAACUUGGCUAGUGUUGUAAAAAAAAAAAAAAUUAGAAUCAAAACUCUUUGAAUUUAUUUUAGUGUCACACGGUUAAUGAUAUUUGAAAGUGACUAAUUUCUUUGUCAUUUUAGUGGAAAUCUAAAUACCAACCAACUAGUCUUCAUUCAAGAAAACACUCAGAAAACAGUGAAAAUUGAGCGCAUUUUCUGUAUCAUGUCUAAAAACAAGGCUGUCAUGUUUGAUCGGUUAUAUGGCAGUUCAACCAGACACAGCUUACACACAAUUUAAAGGGAUAUUCUGGCGUAAUAUUAAUUUAGGGUCAAACACAGCGUAACACCGAGUUAGACACCCCCUCGAGAAAUGAAUGUUGCCGACCGCUUGCUUCUCUUGUUAUAUCAACUUUUAUACCAAGAAUAUUUAUGAUCAUUUCUUAAUGGAAAUUCAAUCAGACCGAGACGCUAAGGCAGAAGAACUACCGCGUCUGCAGUGCAAAAUGAUUAAUAUGAUGAUUAUUACUUCAAGGAAAUUAUCAAGUAAUGAUCAUAAAUGUUCCUCCUUGAGCUGCGUCACCCCGCAGCAGCCCGUAAUAGACUGGCCUGAGGUCUCGCUACAAACAAGCGCCUGCUGGAAGAGAGUAGGUGAGUUGUAUUUAGUCUCUUUGCUAAAGAAAUCAGAGAAAGUUAAAAAGAUGUUUGGUGGCUAGUGCUGUGGCUGGGACCCUUUAUGUACUGAUGAUGAAGUUAGGUGCUGUUCUGAGCAUUAUUUGUGGUUAUAAAGUGGUGUUUUGGUUGAGGUUUGUUUAUGGCUCUUCAGACCGCUGUGUAUUGCUAUUGUGCGGUCGUUACUAAAGUUGGUAUAACUAGAGAAGAAGGCAGUCAGCAACAUUCAUCUCUCGAGGGGGUGUCUAACUCAGUGUUACGAUGUGUUUGACCCUAAAUUAAGUUUACGCCAGAAUAUCCCUUUAAUCUCCAUUUUCCAGGUCCAAAUACUGCCAGACACAGUUCUACAGGAUCCUGGUUGUCAUCUGUGCUUGCAUACAUGCAGAUUGUAUCUUUCGUAUCGUGUCGUGAAAGUAUUAACAGGAGCUGCAGCUCGGUCAGUGGUUGUGCUGAGACCCAAUAUAUAACCAGAAUUUCAGUCUUACAGUUAUGACGCAGUAAUGUUAAUAACUUGAUGAACUGACUUAAUUCUGGGGAAGACUAACGAGGGUGUUGACGUUCAGAUCUUAAGUUGACUAAACACUCUUAUCUUGAGUCACAGUAUGUUGCAACAUUCUUGUAACCUUGUGCGUCAUGUGCUGUAAUUUCAGGCCAGAUUUUUCAAAAUUAAACACAGAUUUUUAUUAACUUUUGAAGACCUACAUCUUUUAUUCAUUGAUGGGACUGGAUGGUCACCUGGCCUGCUAUUAGAUCGUUCAGACCCUGUAGGCACCUGGCUAAAACCCUCCUCAUCAUAUUGUAACUGUUGGUCCUUUAACCAGAGGGACAGCAGUGACCUUGUUUCAUUGUCGCUCUUCGCUCCUGUGCUGCAGCUUACAGGUGUAUAAAGUUGAUUAAACUACAAGGCUUGUCUUUGUGUGCACUUUCAGUGUGUAGUAUGUGUAUGUGUGUCUGUGGGUACAUAUGCACAUGAGCACAUUUCCCUGGAAGGACACCUGGAACAUAACAGCUCCUUAGUUUUCUAUUGCUGUCCAUCUGCGCAGUUGACAGGCAGAGAUGGGGCUGUGACAGCUAUGUGCAGCCUUCUGGGUCGUCAGUGUUUCUGUGUUUGAUGUGUUAAUUGGGACCCUCAACCAGUGUUAGCAGCUGUGCAACAGCUGAUGACAUUCCCCCUUGGUUUCUCUGCAUGCUUCCUUUCAAAUCAGCUGUCACGUGCUUCCAGGAAUUACCACAUAAUUAAUGUUUUUAAGUUUGUCUUUGCAGCCUGCUAUCACCUUUUUAGCUUCUCUCAGGUUUCACUCAACUGUGCAACUUCAAAUUUGUUCAAAAAUGCCUUCUUUGUGAUCAGUUUCAGAGGACGAAGUGACGAGGGAAGCGAACGAUUUGGAAGUCACGAGAGAAAAAUAUGUGGAGGAUCUUCUUCGGGCGCUAGCAGGAGGAAAUGAAGGAGGCCGAGAAGAAGGACGGCGAAGGGGUGACAAGGAAGCUUAUUCUUUCUGCCUCACUCCAGAUCAUGCUCGUCUCUCAUACCUGAAGAUCUGUAAUGAUAUUUCGGUGAGCAAAGGCUGGAUGUGGAUUAGAUUUCACUUUUAUAUUUCAGUUAUGGUCCAGGAAACAAAAUCGACAUGUUUAUAGUUUAAAAGUAGUCAAAUUGACAUGACUUUUGCCAACAAGUUGAACAAUCUUUGACUGAAACAUGGCAGCUAUAUGUGCUAAAACUCUGGCGUUGUUGCUCAGCGUCACAUUGUAUAAAAAGUCACCAACCUGCCAAAUCAAAUUCUUGACUGAAUUAGUCAACAAACACGUCAAAGAGUCAUUCAAAGAUUUGUUUUGAGAAGUUGUCAAUCAUCCUUAAAUGCAACAUCACCUUGCUCUUCCCUCAGGUCCCUCUCCCCUGAGGAUAAACACAUCUUGACAACAUACAGACAAAUAAAAAGGAAGUCUUAUUUUUUACAGGGGGGCUGUUGAAAAGAUAAGGUUUAUAGUCUCCCACAUUAUAGCAGAAUUAGAAAGACUCUGUUGCCUUCAGGCGUCUUUGGAAUAAAACCAGAUAAGAAUCAUUUGUUACCUGUCGUCCAGGAACUGCAGUCGUGAAGUGGCUUCAGCUCGUAAACAUGUUCUUUAAAAGUGAGUGAGAGAUUGCUCCUGACUAAUGCAAACACUCACAUUCACUUAUAAAUUAAACUGCUCUGAUUUAACACUCACAGACCAAAUAAUGAAAUAUCCCAGAUGCAGGUAUCAAACACUUUAUCCUGGGGUAUUCUUACCAAAGCUGACAGGGCUGAUGGAGUACAGGUCACAGUGUUUUCAAAGGAUUAUGGUGUUAGUCUUCUAAACUAAUAGAGGAUGCUGUUGCCUCCAGGGAGCAGGUCACUCGGGGUCCUGGGACUGCUGUGCAGGUAGAGGAGACCAGAGGGUUAGGAACACUUUGGUGACUAUAAAAGUAGAUUUAUGGACGGGGCUGUCCUCAUAUAACAAUGUUGAACAACAGCUGAUUGAGGCCUUUUUGUCUCUUUUCAAACUUAGACACCUCCUGGUUUUCUUUUGUCUCUGUGAGUGCAUGUCGGGUACAUAAAUGAGCCUCAGUGUGUGUCAGUGUCCGGACGUGUUGAGACAGACCUGUUAUCAGUACUUGUUUAACGACUAUUUGUUUUGACUGAAUGUGACUUUGACUUCAAUCACUUAUUUAAGUUGUGUAAUAAGAGAAAGAAGAUAGAAUUCAAAUAACAUAGAGGUAGGGCAACAUAUAGAGAACUUUGCUAAACCCCGGUCUGUAUGCAUGUGGUCAUCCAGGAAUAAACGAGAAGAUAAACAAACAUGGAAUCAAGAGCCAUUGUUUGACUGAUGUAAAAGACCAUCGUUUUCUUCUGUUCAAGGGUAGGCGCUGGAAAAGUCGUAGCCUAAGGGAGCAACAAGCCCACACAUAAUGACUGACAGUGGUCUUGUAUAUCCAGGCCCCAGAGUGCUUUUUAAAAACUCUAUCCAUGCUCACACUGUUGCUGGCAGUAUUCAUCAGGGUUCGACUAUGUGUGUGGUAGAAACGAGGGAUCCUAAGGGACUAUUUUCAUGAAGUGCAAACUUCCACUCUUGUCUAACACCUGCUUCUUUUCUUUUUUCAUUUCUUUUUCUCUUUUUUUUCGCUCUCCCUUCUUCAGCUCUUUUUUUUUUGUUCCAACACAUCACAGAGGUUGAGAAGUGGAACAUAUUUUCUCUGCGGGAUAAUUUGAGGGUUCAGAAAUGACCAAAAAUGAGGCAGGUUUCCUUUAGGAGCAGAAGAAAGGAGGCUGGGGACAAAACAGGUGUUGAACUUAACCUGACAUUAAUAUUUUAUGAAUAUGACCCCUGAAGUUGUAAUGAUGGAUGUAAUUUGGAUGUUUGUAGUUAAACUGCUACUAAGCAGGUGUCUUACCUGGCAUAGUCAGACAUUAUCUCCUCCUUAAUGUCAGUUUAAGCACCAAUCUGUCAUCGGCAGAAAAAAAAUUAUAUCAGUACAGACGGGCAGGUGACAACAGUUGAUUUUCUUGACCUUUGAGCAUUUUGCAUGAUGGCAACACAUUUACUUCAUUAGUUUUUCAGUAUUCAGGUUAACCAGGUGUAUAUAUGUCUCAAUUUUUUGGAAACUUAUGCUGAAAAUACCAAAGUUUGACCAAAAUAUGGAUAAUGCAAUAAGGAAGUUGGGUUUGGUUAUUUUAGCGAUUUCAAGCUGUUAGCCACUGCAGUGCCAGGUCCCAUCAAAUUAAAUUUCCCCUGCACAUUAUUUUGAAAGAGCAGGAUCACACAACUCUGCGCACAGAGCCUGCCAAUGUGUUUAUAAUCAGUUGAAAGAAAUACUAACAACCCAGUGUUUUUUUGCCCUCGAGUCCACUUGUGAUGGGUUUAGCUAGACAGUUAUCCAGCACUGGUUCAGGGAUAAAACAAAGUGUAAUAAUGACCGGUCUGGCAAGGUUGGACUAGGCUUUUGAGAAUUUUAUACCAAUCUUUCUCUGAGCUGCACUCACAGCUUAGUUCUUCUUCAAUAGACCAGAGAGAUUAGGAGGACACUGAUUCCUGACAGUUGUGGUAAAAGAAACCGCAGGAUUCUGGCUGAGGCUUGGUGGAUAAAUGUGACACUGAUUGUUUCCAUGUUUUCUGUUGCCAAAAUGAAAUAGUGUUAUUGGUCACCGGGGGUUUCAGCUGCACAGUGUGACGCCAGCCACAAAUUUUACUGGAGUAGUCUAUGUUUUCUUUUUUAGAUUAAAUCAUCCCAAAUUUCGAGGCGUGAUAUUGUACAAUAUCUUCAAACAAUAAUGACACAGGAUAGUUUAAAGUGCAGGGAUUAGGAAUAAUAUGAAUUUGGAAAUAUAAAACAGCAUUUUAACAAAUUGGGAUAUUGCAAUAGAAAACGUUUUACAACAGAAAUGCUGUAAAGUGCUGUAAAAUUAAAGUUGCUGGCCAAACAUGCAGUGAAAUAUGGUAAACAAACUAUUUGGUCAUAGUUUUGGCACCGUGGGCAGGUGUCGCGAGAAAAAUUAAUCAGUAUCGCCAUUGAGCUGAUCAGACGCUGGAAGCAGGAAAAGCUCUCAAUGAGUUCACUUUGGACCUGAUAAUAUAUAGUGGGCUAACACCAGCAGAAAACGUAGCACCUUAAAUCUUUACAGUCCAGGGAAAACUCCACUUUAAGUUAAGGCUGGGCGAUAAACCGAAAAUUUUCCUAUACCGAAAUUUAUGACAAUAACCAACAUCAUUUUGCCCAUGUCAAUAUAUUCAGUGUCAAAAAACAAAUAAAUAAAAGUUGUGGUUUGGAUGUGUGUAGGUAGGGUAUGGUUUCAUGUCCCUUUAAGAUGCUGUCCUAUGUUGGAGACGUGACUCCACCCCAUCUGGUCCGUAACAAAGAUGGAAAGACAGGUGAGGAGAUGGAGUACAGUACAAAAGUUGUAGCGACUGAAGCGGCAACUGAAGUAGAUAAAGUUAAUGUGGAAGGGAAUGAGCAGCUGGAGUAGUUAUCGUCCAUUUAUCGCUAUCGAGGUGAACUGCUCAGUAUAUCGUGAUGUUGAUUUGAGGCCAUAUCGCCCAGCCCUACUUUAAGUACCUUUGACUCCCUACCCGAGCUCCAGACUGUUGGACCUUGAUAACCCGUUGACAUGUACUAUCGUCCAACCAGAGGACUUCUGAUCCCUGAACAACUCUUUAGCUCUUUUCUUCUUAACUCCAUAAUUGUGACUGUGUGCACUGAACUCAACUGAGAGGUACACGAUAAUCACUCAGUUUGAAUAGUGAUUAAGUCAUUCUCUAAAUGAUAUAUCUCACUUUUUUAACUGUGGGCCAUUAUUCUUAAAAUUAUCAAAGAAAAACAAAGUUUACCUGAGCAGAGCCUAAAAUAUAUUUAAUGUUGUUGAAAUACUAUAUGAAAUGUUGUCACUGUAGAUAAUGUCAAACUAUGUCGUGGUAUUCUGAGUUUUUGAGAUGCACCUGUUGAUUAACCAAAAGCAGUCUGAACAAAAUGCAUUUAAUGGGAUUUCAGGACAAAAAAAAACUCUGCUGUCAUUCAAACUUCAAAAGCAAAACUGCAGAAGUUGUUUAUAUGCUUCUCUGACUCGGCUAAUAUAGUACAGUUGUUCUGCUGUUAGUGUCUGGAAAUUUGUUGCACAAGUGGCUGCCAGAUUUUCUCAUCCGGACCACAUGAAAGAGUCGAAUACACCAACACAUUUCUCCUGCUGUCAUCACCUUAAGCUCCACAGGGUUGUUUCUUACUGAGCCCAAGUUUACUUUUCUGAUGUUUGCGGGAUCAGAGUGAGUUUUCUUCAGUUUUUCCUCUUUGAAAGGAUUAAUUUUGUCAUAAAGCAGAGUGAAAUCAAGUGUUUAACUACAGGUCCUCAUCUGCUCUUAAGUUGGAUCAGGGUCUGUGUUUGCAGGAACAUCGAUGUUAUCAUUGAGACUUUCUGCAGUUGCCUCUGACUUCCUGUUCUUUAUCUGGACUCACGCCUCUGCACGGCUGAUGCCACAAGCUGAUCCCUGUACAGUGCCCACACUUCCCAUACUGAGGGACCUUGCCUACUCUUGAACACUGAUUCUUUGUCAUCAUGCACUCACUGCUCACCCACUCGUUUCCCUGUCCCCUCUGGACAGAAUAAUCAUCAGGAUGAGAAAGAGAAAGGACCGACCUGCUCACUGUUUUCCUAUCGUUGUUAUUAUAAAUUCAGUAUCGGUGAUAUAACCAUCGUGAAAAGUUGAUUUUUGUUGCUCAGAGGACAUAGAUAAAGGAUCUUUCCGUCUUUUAGGUGGUCUUUCCUUCCUUUUCGUCCUCUAAUGUAAUUUAAUCUGCCUUGAUCUUUUAAUUGUCUCAACGAAGUUAAUCCUGUCGGAUGAAAAUCAUUAACUGGUGUUUGAAGCUAAAACAAGCUUUAAACAAUUUGCUCAUUUUGCUUUUUUUUUUUUUUUUUUUUGGACCAAACACACUGCAGAAAAAUGUGGAAGUGGGUCAGGCACCACAGACAAACAGUCUGACCUCCCACACCAUGGCGAAGGCUGGCAACAGUUUGGAGGCUGACCUUUCACUUUAUCUCUGAGUCUCAGGAGGAAACAGAAGCUCAAGAAAAUGAAGCUUUUUCUGCUAUUACCAUGAGAAAAUGAUCGACUGAGGUGAAAUUUCUGUCACUUACAAACGACAAAGUCACUUCCUGUCAAAUCAGUGGCCGUAAAAACGCUGUUUGACCAAGUUCAUAGAUUUAUAUCUUGUGUAGUGCAUCCUUCCUCUUUCCACGCUGCACACAGCAAAGUAAAUGUAAACUUUGGUGAGUUGGAAUUUAUAUGUUUACAGCAGAAAGUCUUCUGAGAAUCUGUGAAAGUAAAGACAGAGAAACAUGCCAUCUUUUGAUGCCUGAAGUAGAAGCAGAAGAAAGUGUCAUUUCCCAACAUCGAUCCAGUAGAUAAUGGUUUUUCUUUCAGCAGUUUAGAUCACACGGGUGUUUUAAACAGGUAAUGACAUGUUAACAAGCUGCUCAGGAUGAUUCAUGGCGUUAAACGGUGUCAGCAGGUUGAGUUUGCAUAAAAAAAUUACAGCCAUUAUAACAGAUCAGGGCUGGUAAAGUAAAUGUAGGACAUUUCAUUCUUCAAAGUGUGCAAAUAUUAGUGUAGUCAGCAUGUCAGAGUCCUUAGCCUUCACAUUAUCCUUUCUCACGUGGCUGAUUUACUGCUGACUGACUUACCUGUGGAAGAACAGGAGAGAUUUAGGCAUUUAGGAGGAGUUCAAAGCUUUCACAGUUGACAUAAAACCAUUGUGCAGCUCUGCAUGUGUGUAUUCAAGUAGAAAUGUGCACUUUAUGGUUUGUCCCUAAAGUUGUCACGAUGAGUAAGCCAAACAUCUUCCACUCUAGUCCCACUGAUCUUCCCAUUCAUGGUAGACUGUCUUGCCCAAACGUUAAAUUACAGCUCUGCCAACUUGUCAAAGACUCAUGUGGUCCACUGUCCCUUUAAAUCCACAAGACGGGUCUGUAGUGGAUCACUUAGACAUCCUAAUGUUUCUUGGACUUUUAUGAGUUCUCAGGAAACUUAUCCUCUUUGGAUCCCGGGUGGUCUUCUCUGCAUCUUGAUCCUGUGAAGUGGACUUUUGUUUAAUCGUCGAUUUCCGUGCUGUGAACAGAGUGGGUGUUAUUUUCGCUGACACUGAAAAGAUUUUUUACAAAUUUUUCUUUUUUAAUUAAGUCGGAAUCCUAAAGAAGAGUAUCUACAGAUUCAAAAAUCAGUGCUAACAAAAUUCGGAGUGAGAGAAAGAGAAUACCGAAGCAGAGAGGAUUGAUGGAAACAGACAGGCAGGCUGUGGGAGUGAUGUGAAGCGAAUGUCCACUCACUGAAACAUGUUCAGGUUCACCGGUGGAAGAAACAGCUGUGUGGCCUGCCGGGACAGCAUCAGCCUUGGACAAAUAUGACAAGCAUUUUAUGAGAGCUUUUGAAGAUGGCUGCUUUAUUACAGUGGGUCUGCGACCUCGGAGAAGCUCAGUGAAGAUUUAGCACCACAUCACCUUCUGGUUUCCCAGCGCGUCAGAGCAGCACCUGUGUGUUUGUGUGUCUGUGUGUGAGUGUGUGUGAAUGCCUGUGCCUGCGCCGGAGAGUCUCCAAGGCAACAGGCAAACAAAGAUUGUCCUGUUUUUGGAAAAAAUGUUUGUCGUGGCAGCUUUGAUAAGCAAACACAUCCUCCAGGUUGAAAGGUGUUGCUAUGUCUUGUAGUGUUUUGGAUGUCUCUGUUGUUUGCUGUAGAUGCUGAAGUGUUUUCCCCACUUACAAACGGAAAACUCUGGGGAGAAUAAGAAAAAAUUCACACAUCAAUUAAAUGUGGAGAAAGACAUCUUCUAUUUUGUGUUUUCCGCUGCCUUCUUCAGCGUUUGCUCAGUGACUUCAUGCCAAACUACAAACCAAAUGAGGAAUGUUAAAUCACACCUGAAGCCUGCCUGUGAUUCCAAAAAGUCACAGUCAAGCACCAGAAGGGAAACUGUGUGCUCACCUGCAUAGUUUACCGAUGACCAAUGAAUUUAUCCCGCACAGAAAGAGCUUCCCUCUUCAAAGAAAAUGUGAUGUAAUAAAGUUGCACCUCGUUAUUGCGGAGCUUUAGAGAUGAGGAGAAGGUGUAAAUUCUUACCCUGAUAUACUACUUUGGUUUGAGUUUGAGUUUGACCCUGUACGUCCUUUUUCUGAAUCUUCACUCAUGUCUGUUUUCCUGUGAGAUCUUAAGGUACUCAUGGGGCAGCUGGGAAGUGUAGUCUUAAAUCUGUCUUGUUGUUUCCACCCGGUAUGUAAUGCUUAAAGAGGCCACGCUGAACAUGUGUCGUGAAUCAAGAGGGACCUGUAAGUGCAAGAGGGAGAAUGGUAGAGGAUGGUGGUCAUCCUACUUCACUUAGGAAAAUGCAGAACUGUAUUUACACAUGUAUCGCACAUUAUUUCAUGUGAUUCUGUAGCUAGAGACGGUCAUCCAGUGUGAAUGAAAGAUGGAGCAACUUCCCUUGUACACAAAGUGCAGUCAAUUUCAUCUCUGAAUAUACUAAAUUCUUCUCUUCAUUCCUUUCCUCCCCUCCUUUCUUCAGGUGCACUUGGGUUCUGUCGAGCUCCAGCCAGCUCCAGACCCUUUGCAGCUGAACCGGGAGAUGAUUGGCCAGUCCCUAAAGCACAGCAUGAAGCUAGAGUUGGAAAACGGCCAGCUGCUGGAGGAGAACCGACGACUGAAACGGGAGCACCAGAGGAUUCUUCGAGAGUAAGAAUGAGGGGAGGACACCCGCCCUGUGUUUUGUUCAGAUGGAUUAGAUGUUUAGGAAAAAUCCUGCGGUGAGGAGCAAAUGUCAAAUUCAGACGGAAAAUACCCCUACAGAUCCAAAUCAUUUCCUCAAGAUGUUCAGCGCUUAUUUUUGUUUGUUGAUCAUCUUGUUUGCAUGCAAACUCUCUUUGCGUUUAAGUUAUUUUGCCAGCUGUUUAUAUGCGCAGCAGUCACCCAGUAUGACAUCACCACUGGUUCGAGAGUUUGGAGGGUUCCACCCAGUGUUGCAAAGGAGGCUUACAAUUUCUUGGAACUCACGUCAGAUGCUCUGCUUGUAUGUCUUUUCAUUUUAUACAUCCCUGAUGCUUGACCUCUUGACCAUCGUUCAUUCGUGUCGAACAAACGGUGUUUGGCAAAGGAUGGAGGAGGAGGGGUGAAAGCAUUAACAUUCAUUCUUGCAGAGAGGGGAAAACAAACACGAGCGUUGCAUUUGAAUGUUUUUAACAUCUUCUCUGUAUGUGUAUGUUUGUGUAAAAGUGGAUCUAUAAGUGAAGAUGUGCAGGUGGUAGUCUGUUGGCUCUUAUAGAUGCUUAUGCACCUACUGUUGUGUUUCGUCUUUCAGACUGGAGAAGCAGGUUCAAGAUAAGGAGGUCAUGGAAAGGAAAUUGUACUCGCGGUUUGUGAUGCUGCUGAAUGAGAAGAAGGCGAAGAUCAGAGGCCUGCAGGGCACCCUCCGGGACCUCCAGAGAGAGCAGGAGGGGAGACAGAGGUCAGCUGACUGAUCUGAUUGGUUCUCUUGAACUCUGUGGUUCUCUUGCAUGAUUGGCUAGCUUUGCAUCGUAGCUUUAUGAUGGCAACAUGUAUGUGUGGUCAUUAUCAAAGGCGAGCUAUGGCUACUCACUGUAACUAGAAUAUAUACUGCAUUUUUCGCACUAUAAGGCGCUCCAUUAAUGAAUGCAUCUAUUCGCGUCUAUUUUCAUACAUUAAGGUGCACCGGAUUAUAAAGUGCAUUAAGCCAAACAAAACAGUCAGAUAAGUCAAACUUUAUUUAACUCAUUCAAUAACUCCGCGAGGCCACGGUAGCUGCAGUGCUCCGACAAGCCAAAAGGAUUUGAAGUGCGCCUUAUAGUGUGAAAAAUAGGGUAUAUAUAUUUAUUUAACAUGCUGUCUCACACAAAUACGCUGAUUUUCUGUAAAAAAUGCUUCAUCCCUUCAGUGACGAUGAAGCUGCUCCUGAUGAAGAUGGCAGUCAGAGUAGAGCAGCAGAAUCAGUCCAGAGUUUCCAUCCAUCUCAGGAGGCGACUAUCCUUAUCACAGGUGUGUGUGUUUGUCUUGACCAGUAUUUUUUUGAACAUGUUAAUAUAAACCACUAACAAACCCAUCGCAAAUACAUAGAAAAUUUAAUUAAAACAACAAUUCAGAUAUGCCAAAAUGAAAAAUUAAAGGUCUUCAUCCUGUCUGGAUGAUGUGUUGCAACAGUAAUAUCGCUUAUAAAAACCAGAUUGAAACAUCCCUAAUUUCACCGAAUAAAAAACAAAGGAUUUUCUCCAGAGGGAAGGCAGGACCCGAGAACGAGCUUCAGAAGAUAAUGAGAAUUGGCAUCUAGCUUUGUGUUUCUUAACCAAACAAAUGUGCGCGAGUUUGAUACUAGAAUGAGCUUUGACUUCAUUCUGGUAUUCCUGUGCAUUGAAUGAAACACACAAAUAUACACACAGACGCCAUAUGUUAGAGGGAUCAGGGUGUGAAUGUAUUGAAUUUGGCUGAUUUUCCCUGUUCCUGGUACUAAUGGUGACUUCAUAGGUCAAGAUGUGACUCAGUCCUGAUGCUCUCUCUUAAGUGUAACUCUUGAGUUUUAGCUUUCCUUGAACUGAUUUUACUGUCUAAUAAACCUGACAGUUGAAUGUAAUUGAUUAUGUAAGCAGGGGGUUUUAACAUCAACUUGAAAAGCACACACAAGCCGAGUGUAUACCCUGGGGUAGGCAGGUUCUGGGAAACACUCGUCAGUGAGUCAUAAACCCACCCAGAGAAGAGAAGUCUGCUGUGAUUGCUUCAGCGUUGCGGACCAUGAGGUGGUCUUCCCCUUCCUGUGAUAUGCAGAGCAGGCGUGAUGUCACAUCUGCUGAGUAAUACCCCUCCUGUACGACAGCGGUGCGAUCUACUGGGAUGACCUGCUAAUCGCUCGCUCAAUGGUCCUGUUUGUGUUACGGCCAAGCAAGAGCUCCCCCGGAUAGCACAAUACAGUUGCAGAACUCGCUGAUGUUGCAGUGCCGUCAUCAGGCUCUCUGGUUUGGCUCUUGAUAUCUGCACUUUCUCUUACUCACACACACACACACGCGUGCACACACACACCCUGCCUUUUACACACCCAUCCUGGCCCCAGUGAAGAUGGAUGGAAGUUGUAGAUUGCUCCGUAUGAGUCUUGGCUCACUCUUUGCUGUUUGCAGCCCAGAAGGGUUUUACAAUACUUUAUUGUGUUUUGAACUUGUCAGUGAAAGUCACCUGGCACAUUUCUCUUUAUCUUUUAGCCUUGAUGAAUUUUCCCCAUGUGUCCUCCAUAUUCUCAGCUUUCUAACAUUAUGGGUGUGUUUGCUCUUACUGUUGUAUUAAACCCUCUGAGCCAGCUCCAAAAUGAAGACGUCCCUGGUGUUUCUCUUCUGGUCAUAAUCUCCAAAACAAACCUGAUGUCGACGGCUGUUAUUGUAACCUGAUGGCUUUUUAAUGAAUUGUGACUCUUUCUUAUUUACUGUAUUUUGUGCAGCUUUAGUUUGGUAACCAGAGCGACUUUUUAAUACGAGAAAAACAUGAAACAUACAGAAAAUCUUCGUGUUUGGACAUUCAGUAAGCUUACACAGGAUGAAUUCAAGUAAACGCCAGUGAGUUUUAGACAUUACUGACAUUUACUGUAUUCAAUUUUACUCCACACCCAUUUGGCUUUUGCAAAUUUUGACCUGCUCUGUAAACUGUGUGCACACACCAAAUCAGAUUUAAUUUGCAUAUAGAAAUCAACCCAGUCUCCCCUGACAAAGUGGGUUAUACAAUCCCUGUUUGACAUGCUUGGCCCUAGUUGACCCUCAUGCCUAGGGGUGUUUUUAUAUCGAGGAGGCCUGAUAAGAGAGAGUAAUGACAGAGGAGACUAAAGACAAAAGAAGAGGCUCUCUUCUCUUUUUUUACCCUGUUCCCUCCAGGUUUUCCUCCUCCUUGUAAGAAAAGGCGCAUAUCAGUCACUGAGAGGUGCCAAGAUGAGAGAUUGAGAUGGAAGAGAAGCGGCAGGCGGGAAAAUGUUAUUGAUGAUCAAAAGAAAAAUGACAGAAACUUCCUUCUUAAUUACCAAAUAGAUGAUGAUACCAGGCUCAGUGUUAUCUCCUGCCUUAGAAAUGUUAUCUCCUUAUCAAACAGCUCAUCAGGUAUUUAUUGCAUCUAACACAUCUGCUCAAUCUGUAGAUCUUGCGAAUUCAAAGAGGCUAGCAGCUGUGUUAAAGGGCAAACAGGUGUGUGAGUGUACCUGUCCGUGUAUAAACGAUUGCAUCCAAGGGGAAAGGGUCCUGUGUGGAAUGCAAGAUCUCCAUCCCCGAUAAAAGCUCGCAGGACUCUUGGUGUGGAAGUGUUGGGGGGUCAGUAAAGGUUAUCUCAGGCAGUAUGUUCUGAAACCGACACGUGCUGCACAAGAAGACUGAGAUAAAGAACUGGGUCCUCUUUUAUGAAACCAGCAAAACAACCCAGAACAUUUAGAAACAGACUCAACAUCACGGUUGUUAAACGCUGAGGGGUGUUUCGAGGCAUUUCGAGGUCAGUGUUCAGAAAUGUAACCAGCAUCUGGUUUCUUUGAUUUACAGUAGAGCAUUUAUUUUAAAAUGUUCGUGUUGUAUUCAGAGUAGGCCUGGGAGAUUCGGCAAAAAAAAUGCUCAUGAUAUAUUUUGUCAUAUCGUCCGAUCCCGAUAAUUAUCGCGAUUUUCUUUAAACUGCUAGUUUUAAAGCAUUAUUUGCUCAACGUCACUUUGGAGAUCCCCGAACCACCGCCACACACAACGUUGAAUGACUUCUCAACAAUAACAUCUUCGGAAGAUGACUCAAAGUCCAUGCUUGGUCAUUCUGUGGUCAUUCUGUUUACUUCUCCAGCAACUUACAGAAGUGAGCAGGAAAAGCUCGACUCCGAUUGGCUGUUGUCACGCACAUUUCCACUAUGUUUGAUCUAGUAAAUAUGCUCACAGCUGAUCACCGUGAUCGAACUGAAAUUUAUCACGAUCAUCGAUCACGAUCACAUAAUCGCCCAGUCCUAAUUCAGAGUAGGGUGACCAUACAUCCUCUUUUACCCAGACAUGUCCUCUUUUUUGGGGGAUGUCCGGGCUGUCUGGUCUUGUCCGGCUUUGUCAGGAAAGGCUAAACAAUCCUUCAAAUGUCUGGGUUGUUGUAUGGAAGUUUUGAGUUUGUGUCGCGUGGACUGACUGAGUUAGAGGCGCGUAAAAGACACUCGAUCCGACCCAAAAAAUGCUCAAAAUUAACUUUGUGCGACUCUGUGACUCCGCCCCCGCGUAGUCGUGUCCUCUUUUUGGGAAUACAGAACAUGGUCACCCUAUUUCAGAAUGUCAAAGGAGGGUUUUAUCAACAGCUCUAUGUUUGUGUUUACCUCUCACUGUUUUGCACACAGGUCGUAACCUGGUGGGCCAAGGCAUCUCUUUUGAUUGCACUUUUUCUGAUGAUGAUGAUGAAGACGACGACCAGCCUAGACGGAAGCAGAGAAUUGUUCACAUGCCGAGCCCGCCGGAGUCCUCCAUACCCCAGUAACAUUACAGGUUAGUCACAUAACCAAGGAGACCCACACAUCACCAUAUUUGGUAAAAACCUUGCUCUUGCUCACGGUUUCCUCUAAAUUACUUUAAUUUUUCGGUCUGUGAAGCUGUUUUGUGCAGCCCGUCUCAGCUCGUUGAUUUAGUUAAACAAAACAAGAUAUUUCAGUUCUCUAGAAAGUAGGAAUUAAAACAGUGUUAACAUUUUUGACCAGGGGCUCCAGACUUCAGUUGAGUAAGAAGUUGCCCCAUGAAGCUGUGAACCAAAGUUUAACAACGUGCAAGCUAAUCAUUUCAAGAGUUUUAUGACCUUGUAAAACAUUUUCCUCUCAACUUUCAUUCAGUAAUUUUGUGCAUCCAGACGAACUACCACAGAAACAGAUGUAGGGUUCCCUUGAUAAAUGUGAAUGCCCCCAUCAGACGGUUGAAUCACCAAUUUUUUUGUCAUAAUCAGGCACAGAAAAAACUCCAAACAUGCAAACUCCAUUAAACAUUCAACUCCACAUGCUUCUGCGUGGUUAUUUCUCCUCGUCUCACAACCUAGAAGACAAGAGAGUCUCCGCUUCUGUCAGGGUUUGGCUCUGCAUAGGUGUCUCCUCAACAUCUGGCUUAAAGACACACAAUGCGGUGACGCCUGUUCACAUUUAACAGCUGCAUGAUUUCUCGUGACUCACUGAAAUGGGCUCAGACUAAAACUGCAUCUUGUUUUACUUCAUGUGAUAGUUGAGUUCAGAAAAUAAGCUACCAAUUUUUCUUUUUUUUUCUGUUUUUAAAACAACCCUGAAGACUAACACCAGUUGCCUUGCGUCGGUAAUAUCAGCCUUCAGUUAUCAUCACAUUUCCAGUCUCAUUUGAUCACCUCUCCUACAUUUGUUGUAGUGACACUUCCUUUAAGUCUUAAAACAUCAUAACAUCCUCCCACAGCUUACAUCUGGGUGUUGGCUGUCAAAUAAACAAGAAAUUACUGCAGUGUGGUGUUUCUCUGUUCGACUAAGCAGCGUCUGAACUCACUUUGAGUUCCAGACAGUUUGUUUGCACCAUUUUACCUGAUUUUCAUGCAUUCAUAAGUUUGCUUUCUCUUUAAUAUAACUCAGCCUUGUUUCACACCUAUAAAUAGUAUAUGCAUGCAAACUGUAAAAUAUUACAUCCUCUAUGUUUCUGGUUUCACUGCAUUUCUCCAUCCAGUCUGUUUACUUCUUCCUCUCCUACUUCUUGUCUUGUCUCUAUCCUCCUCCUCACUGAAGAAAUGACAUCCACAACUAUCAUGUACAUGAUUAAAGCCUUAAAUUGUAGGUUUUUUAGGAUGAACAGGGUCUUUUGAGGUUCAUUACAGCUGUGUGGUAAGCUACUUUCAGCCUGUCAGCCCUCACCUCGGUACACAACACCAAAACAGUGACAACCAGGCAACAGUGUCUUGGAGGGAUCCCCAGAUUUGAUGCCAGAUUUUGUUCCAGAUUUGUGCAAACAAUUUCCUCAAAGCUGGAACAUGUGCAUGCUUUCUGGUUUGUUUUAACUGUGAUAAUCACCUGCGUCAGCCACAAUAAGAGCCUUGCAGCUUUUUUGUUGCCUUUGGUAGAUGAUAAGAAGAGCAAUUAAUGGUGCAGUAUUUUCCAAAACACUCCCGCAAAGAUGUCGCCUUCGGCCAAGGUGCUUUCGUGGUUUUGUGAUUAUGUAGUCAUGAACUUGAGUGAGCUACUGAUGACUUGAGGAUUACUGUAGAUGAUCUGGAUCAGGACCGUGGAAGCAAUUUGCCUGCCAAGCUCUCUUCACUCGCUCCUCGUGUGACUUAAAAAAAGAGUAACAACUACUGAAGGACAACAGGUUACACCCAGAAAAACAGGGUGUCACCGCAAAGGAACCAAAGCCGCUGAGUUGCCACUUAUUCAUCAUGUCUUACUUGUGUUUUUGUGUCUCUUUUCAUUACGAAUACAAACUGAAGACCGCUCUUUCAUCCACUUUCUAAACUGGUAUUUUGUGUGUGAUGAUUUGACUUCCCUUUUCUUUCCUUAUUUUCGGCUGUCCUCUUAUUUUGUAGAUGUUCUGUGGACCAAACCACCUGAGGGGCGUUUCACAGGGGGGUUAAUAGGAUUGCAUCUUCACCUCCUCACCUCUUCCUCUACCUCUGCUGCCACUUUUAGGUCCUGAGGUCAUCACAGUGUGUCUUCACACUGACAGUAAUGAACCCGUGAAGACUUAUUCAGGGUCUCCAUCUGACCAUUCUACCUUUGACUUUUGGACCUUUCUGCUGUCCUUCAUGAUUUUGAUGAUACUUGUGCAUCUGCUGAAGACCACGGGCGGCCGCCAGGAUAAUCCCACAACACGCGCUUGUUGGUUGUGUAAUCCCCACAGGAAUGUCACACAUUUUCCUCUAUACAGCCCAUCACCCAGGCAUUUUUUAAAAAGACGACCCGAUCAGUCCCUGAAGACGAUUUACAGAGAGGUGAAGAACAAAAAGAGAGGGAGGAUGAGCGAACUAUAACGGUUUACACAGAGCAUUUUAUAGUAUGAUUAAUACUAAAGCUCUCUAAAACAUACCGGUUUAUGUUGUGCCCUUAUUUUGAACCAAACUUGUGAUUUGGAUUUCUUAUUUUAGACGUGCUGAAAAUCUGUAUUUUUUGCCAAAUGUGAUAACUACUGUUAAUACAUUGAUACUUUUUUCUUAAAGCUCUUAUAAGGAACUUUCUGAUUGUGUCAACUUUGGCGCCCCCUGUGGAGUCUUCGCUUAUCUUGUCCUAUUCAUGUCAGAGUACCGUCUCUUGACCAAAAACUAAUCCUGCUGACUUUUAACAAUUAAAUCUAUUAUUUAUUCUAAUUAUUUGUUGCAAAUUUGUAAAUACAGGGCAGUUUCUGCAGCUGCUCGACUGACACCUAUCCCCUUGCACCAUUUUCAGGAAUUAAAAAUGACAGUGUACAAAUUUCCAGUCAUGUCCCUGGUGAUCUAUUUUGUUUGAAUGUUGAAAAGCGUCAACAUGAAUUUCAGUACAUUUCAUCAACAUCAAAAAACUCCUUAAAGGAGCUUUAAGUUAAAUGUUUCAAAACCAGGCACACAAAUUUCAACUCAAAUUUCAACACAAAUAAACAUCUAUAACCAUAUUUUUUUUCUUUUCAACAUUUUGUAAAGCUUCACAGUUUUACCAACUAUAAAAGCAUUCAUCCUGUGAGUAAUGAUAACAAUAAUAAUAAUAUUUAACGAUAACAAUACAAUGUUGUAUCCACAAUGUGAGAAUAAUGCAUGAUUCUAUUUUGAAAGGUUGCAACACUGGAAAAUAUUUGAUUAUUAAUGGAAACUAUAAAAAAGUGUCUUGAAAGAUUCAUUAGUGCAAUAAUGUUCAUUUGAAUUUUAAUAAAUUGGAGCCAUAAUUUAUUUGAAAAUAGCACUAGGGUCAGGCAAUCUCUAUUGAUUUAUUUUUGUGUGUCUCAAUUAACCUAAGACCAAUGAGAAGUCAAGUUUGAAUUGUUGUUUGUUACUUGAAUCAACACAAAUCCUUUGCUCUGAAUCGGUAAAUUAUGAGAAAGUCUCUGCCAGUUUAAAGCGAUUCAAACAUGCUCAUUCAGUGUCUUAACCAUAGACUGUAUACAGGAUAGAAUAGUAUAUUCAGUCUAUGGUCUUUACACAUGACAGCAGUUUGAAAUAAUUCUCUGAAGCAGCUGUCUGAUUUUUGGUGGUUAAUACCUUCUAGUGAGAGAGCGAUGAAGACGGUGUGCACCUGAAAUUAAACAGUCAGUCGCUUGCUUAUCAUCAUCGUUCACUUAUUACCUGCACCUGUUCAAUUCCCGUCAUCAAGGGAAAUGACUGGAGUCUUCCUGCUGGACGACUGCAGCGCAGAGGGGACACAGUGUGGUCUUUGUGUGGUGUUUGGCUGAGCUCUGAACUCUCUGCUCACAAAUGUCUGAAAUUUUGAUAACUGAGGAUGUAAGUGUAUUCAGUGACAAACUAUGAGACACACUGUUCAGUGCGACACUUUGCUCAUCUGUCAGAUAUAAUAGAGGACUUUGUGUAUCUGUGAUUUCAACUUUGAUUGUUGCUGUGUGAGUUGGGUUCAAAUAUUGCAUUGAAUUCUGUUGGUGCAAUAAAAAUAUACAAACCCCUUAUUGAACUAUUUUGAAUCUUUCCUUUUUCUUUUUUUUGUUUUUUUUUACUGAAUCUGUUUUUAUAUAAUGUUUUUUUUAUUGGUGAGGAGUUGCCUUAACUGAUCCUCCUUUUGCUGAUACACAAAAUUACCACGUUUAAUGCUGAAGGCUGCACACAAGUAAAAGUAAAGAAGCAGGCAGGCUGUUAGAAACCACGGUAAUACAACCCAGUGCACUCCAUCGCUAUGUUUGCUGCUGAAAAAGGACAUAAUUGAGAUUAAAGAUUACAGCAUUAAAGACUUGUUUUACAAAAGCCACGUUCACUAUCUGCAGCAAAUAAGUUGAGAACCAUCACUUGAACCUGGUGCUGACUUGGCAUUCAGUUGUGUAGUCUUGUCUGCUUGUUUGCAAGUUUUUUCAGUGACACAGAGUAUCUGCUUUGUCUCAGUCCAUUCAUUAAAACAGUCUUUUGAUCAGUGUGAAUAACUCAUGGUUUCUCUUUGAAAUAUUGGGGUUAAAACUGAUUGGCCUCAUUGUUGAAAUUAAAGCAAAUGCUCAGCAGCUUUUUGAGAGGAUGGUAGCUGAGCAUUAAGUGUGUGUCAACGAUGACCUGGCACAUUAACAACAAGGAGACUGUCCCUUUUUUUAUAUUGUGACAUUCAGAGACCGGUUGUCUCUUCUCCAAUGAGUGACUAAAACUAUUAAAUAUUUGAGGGUAAGGUUUUUCACUUGACUUCUAGCAUGUAAGAUUUGAAAUCUCUCGUGUCGUGUCAGGAUAAAUAAUGACGUUUGUGGGUGUGUUAGCCUGUGUCACCAACACAUAUUUCAUACUUGAGCAUGAGCAGAAAAUGCCAUAGAAACAUGCUGUAGGUCACUGUACAAUAAUGUACAGCAACCACUCGUGGAUUCCUCAUGCUAAAUACGCCACCCAAGAGUUUAACAGAUGACAAAAAAAGUGUUUCAGCGCAGCUUUACCAAAACAUCAUUUAUAAUGAUAAUGGGAACCAAAGAAACCAAAAUGACUUUUUAAAGUUGACGUGAUUUUCUCCCAUGUCUGGGAAUGCAUGAAGUCAUUAUCUUGACUUCCUCUUGGUCAGAGACCAAAGAAUCAGCAGGCUGUCCGCAUUGCUGUCUGUUGUGUUGGCCUCAUUGUAGGGAGGCUUUCUGACUGUCUCAAACCUCUUGUGGGUUAAACUUCAGUGAGAAAUAUGUCUCUCUUGGGAGUUUUACUAUAGGGGCUAAAUGAAAUGUGUCAAAUCUGACACUUAACCAAACCUAGUUUGAGUGAUUGUCGUUGAGUCCCAGAGGUCAUGUGUAGGCUGAUUACAGCAGAAGUGAUGAGUUCACUGGAUUAAAUGCUUCCAUAAUUGUGACAUAUGUAAUAUGCUAUUGGUGAAGAUUUGUGACAUGGGAUGUGUCUUUCUCUGGUAAAGAAACCAUUUUCUCCCUCUUUCUCUCACUCACUUCUUUUGCCUCAUCUCCUUUGCCAUUUCGUAUUGUGAUCUCCAGUGGGAUCCAAUCAGCUGCUUCUUGUCAAAUUCAGACAUAAUCUGUUCAAGUAGUUUACAGGAUUUGUCAAAAUUGUAAGGACAGAAGUGAUCGAGACAAUGGUGUUAAGGGAUGAGUAAAUAUGUAAAGCAUGUUGAUGGCUCUGACUGGAGGCGGGACAAACCUCUGUAUCUCUGUGACACUCCUUAGACAGCCUGGCAGUAGACCAGCUGUCGCUGCUGAGGCUGACAGCUGCCUCUUGAUUGACACCUGGUGCCUACCUGAUUGACACCUGGGACUGAAGUCUUCAGACAGUCGUGCCACUCGUGCAGUCCCCCUUGCAAAGUCAGUGUGAAGUUAUUCUGUCUCUCUUGGCCCUUUCAAUUAUUUUUAUGCUGUUCGGAAGUUGUAGAAACAAAUGGGGGUGCAGCAGGGGAGAAGAGCAGCACUCUGCAGCUGCUGACUGCGACAUUGACCCAAAACAUCUAUUUUCAUGGCUGGCAAUGAGUCAAACAAUUUUCUUUGGUUGUGGAAAAAAAAUGCAUGAUUUAAUUAAACAUAAAAACAAUGAUUAUCUAUGGAACCUCCUUAGUGUUGUAUUCUACAUCCUCUUUUCCAAAAGAGCCAGUAGAGUUUGAAGCCAUUAGGACCAUAAAGGUUAAAUAUUUUCUUAUCAGAGAAUAAAACUUUCUUCCACCUUUGAAUGUCCCAUGUUUGGUGCAUCCUUGCAAAGCUCAAAUGGGCAAUUUUGUGGCGUUGAAGGAGGCUUGGCCUUUGAAAACAUUUUUGUUUUUGUAGCCCUUCCCUCGCAGAUGUCAUCUGAUUGUAAUUGAGCUGCAGUCAACACCUGUAAUGGCCUUAAUUUGGGACGAGGAUCGUCCCGCGUCUUGACGGACACACAUUUGGAUCCUCCGGCUCAGCGCUGGUGAGAUUUUUUGGGGUCUACCACUUGAUUUUUUUGUUCCAUAACCCUCCGGAUCUUUUAAGAAAUGAAAAAUGACUGUCUUACUGCGUCCAACCUCAGCAGCAAUGGUACGUUGUGAGAAGCCUUGUUUAUGCAGCUCAACAAUCCUACCAUGUUAAAAGGCAGUGAGCUUUUUUGCCUUUGCCAUGAAGAGAUGUUGACAGUGUGGCUGCUUGACCAGAAAUGACAUGGAAUCCAAAUUUUCGCACAGAUUUGGGCUUUUAAAGGCUGUGGUCUUAAACUUUUGAUCAGCUGAUGAACAGCCUAUUUCAGUUGAAUUGUUGUUUUCAAUAAAUUGCCUGCUCAAAACUUUUGGUCUCUUAUUCCCAUUUCUUCUUAUUGCAUUUUGAAGCUCUACUAAGAACCGUCUUGAGGUCCAACAGUGCUAAAUAUCAAUUCUUGCAAUUUUUUAACUGGUCUUAAGAUUUUGAUCAGGAGUGUAUGUUAGAAAGGAAGGGACUUUAAUAAUUCAGUAGGUUAAUUCCUAAAUACCCAGUGCAGAUGUUAAGUACCAGCAAUGUGGGGAUACUAAUAUAGUAUUAUAAAUGUUCAAUAUUCUCAUUACCAAUCAGCAUCUGCACCUUUUUCGAAAAGUCUUGAACCAGGUGAGAUCUGUUUCUUUUAAUAAUGACAGUUUUACAUGUUUUUUCCCCUCAGACAGACAAAAUCCCUAAAUAUAUUCUAAAUAAAACAAGUCAAACUCACACGAUCUGGUUCAGUCAGUAUAGAUAGAACUAAAAUUGGUUCCUGUGCUGUCCUUUACCUCUCUUGGCCUCUCACUAAAGCCAGAGGGAUCAGCCUCGGUGGCCUGAGGCCUCUACUCUUGGCUCCAAAGGAUCAAGGUCUGUGACGACUUUAUCUUCUCGCAUGCUUUACUACGAAGAGGAAGAGUCACUUUAAAACACAUAUUCUUAAAUUAAGAAUUAUUUUGCUUUAUCAUCAGUAUCUAUAUGUGUCAGAUUGGAAAUUUUUAAAAUUUCAUCCAGAAAUGCCAGGAUGAAUAAUUUUGUAAACUUAUUGUUAACUGGAUGUUGUCUACAGCUGUAUUAACAUGCACAAAUGAAGCCUUUAAUUAUUGUUUAUACUUUAUUAUUUUCUAUACUGUAAAAUCUAAGCGAGGGAAAAUGUACUGUAUGAUAAAAAAGAAAAAAUCUGAUGAACUUCUGUCUUACAAAUUGUGGUUUUCAACAGGUCAGAUCCCCUGAAGCUGAAGAAAUUUAAUGCCCGUUUUAUGUUGUCUGAGAUGGCAUGGGGCCGGAGGUAGACCACCUUUACAGGUCAUGUGAUAUGUGGAUCAUCUUGAGGCCUGCACAGCGGAUCACUAGGUUCAAACACUCUUUGACUCAUUGAUUUACGGGCACUGAAAGGCAGCAGGACUCCCGCAGUUACACAUACAGCAGAGUUUUUUACACAGCGGUAAGUGACUUGCAACUUUCAACUUAACGAUGACUCAGUUAAGACUGUGUGGCAAUGAAAUGAUUAAACAGUUCCCGAAUCUCUGAGACUGAGUGGUCGUUAAUUAUUUUUGGGGUCAGGUGGCAAAUUCCUCUCAAAAUUAGGUCAGUUUGAAAUCUUUGUCACACUUUUGGUGAAAACCUGUUUCCUGCAGUUUUGACACCUGAUCUGUCUUUGUCAGUCGAUUAUUGAUUGCAGCACUUUGACAUUUCCCCCUAUGUUUCUACUCUGAGUUUGAACAUGAUCAUCGAAACGCUAAUGCUGAUGGUUUACUGUUAUGUCUGCUUUUUUUUUUUUAUAGUUCUUAAAUGCAGACUAACUGACAGGCUGUACAUGUGGAAUAGGAAACAAGUUAAUUUCAGCCUUCCUUGUCCGUCUAACCUUUGCUUUCCCACCGUGUCUCUUUCUCAGAGUCCGGCUGUCUAGACCAGUCCAGCCUUGCAGAGGGAAGAUGCACUGUGGGUAACUGGUGCUGAGGCCUGAAAUGAUUACAAUGCACACAGGUAGGGAAAAGGCACCUAAGACUUUUUUACUAGGGCCCUCAGGCUUCAGGGGCAAUUUUCUCUGUCAGAGGCUUAUCACCUCUGCUCCUGCUCUCAGCUGGUGUGAGCGUCUUCAGAAGGCAACGCCAUGAUCUUGAACAAUUAGUCCGGCCCACUGGAGUUAGCAACCAGACCUACCUGUCAGUUUUGAUUAAUGUGGAGAAGCUGUCGUCUUUUAGAGGUUGCCUUUAAGGAACACUAUAAACACUAUAAAAAGGGUCGUAUUUCAAGUGUGGUGACAAAAGGACUUUUUUUCUGUCACCCCUAGAUGUAUCUCGGUUUAGGUAGAUUAAGAGUUGUUAACGAGUCAUUUCUCACCCUAAAAAGUUGUAAGUGACUUUUACAAUGUCAUAUAGUUUUUUGUUUGAACAGAUGGUAAAAAUCUACACAGAGAUGAGUUUAUAUUCAACAUUUAAAUAUGAGCAAGGCCUCUUUAAUAGUUUUCCCCUACGGUAAGUAAAGUUUCAACAUCAGAUUAAAUGAAUUUCAUUGUGAAACAUGUUACUAUGCCAGAGGAGCAGACUGCAAUCAAUGAGCGUGCACAUGAACCAACUAAAACAUAAUGUAAUAAUAAAACAAUAAAACAUAUUCAUACUUAAUAUUUUUAUGUAAUGUAAUUUUGCAUAGAGGUACAUUAUACCUCUAGAUCCACAAAAAUAUCUUUUCCAACAUGUCACAGUCUGCGUUCACUCUUCUGCACAUAUUUAAAUUUCUUACUGUCCUGUUCACACAAAUCAGAAGACAUGUGUCUUAUCCCACACAACUGGGAGUUAUAAUCACUGCCAGACAGAAGAUUACCCACCCCACCACAAACACAGCCAGAGGCUCACACACACACACACAGACACACACACAACCCCAGCUCACUAGGUGUAACCCGUCUUCCUAUCUACAGUAGCCAAUGGUAGUGAUUACCAGUAAGAGCUGAUAAACUGAUCCAGCCUCCCCCCUCUCCCUUAUGGAAAAGCCCAUCAUGGAGGUUUCAGUUGACCCCUGUUUGCCAAUCACCUCUUGCAUCAAUAAUGAAGUAUAUUUUUUAUAUUACAGGUGUGAUAUUACAGUAUGAAAUGGCAUAUUUCCAAAGGUUGCGUAUGAGGUUGUUUUCCAAACACAAAAUUCAUCUUGCAAACACAAACCAAAUUCUAAUAAAGAUGUGUUUAAAAUCAAACAGCGUAAGUUUAAUGUAAGUGCAUGUUUUCUCUGCCAGUCAUGGGAUCAAAUUAGGAUAAGAUCUCCAAUAAUGGUCUUAGAAAGGGAAAAUCCCCUUCAAUAUGAACAGAAAUGUGUUGUUGGAACAAACAGGAGGCUGUGACUCAAGAUCAACCAGAGACAUAUUUGCACCACCCCGUUUCCAUUGCGCACCCUUGGACAUGUCUGGUGCGCUCUACAUAGGGCAUCCACCAGAGACGUCAAAGAUAGUCGAUUAUAAACGUUGCCAUAGCAUCAAACCAGACAAUUAUUGCACUCUUUACUUAAAUAUUUACAUUUCUAAAAACUUUUUUGUAUGUUUGCUCUUAUUCUAAGACUUAAGAUUUGGCAAACGAAGUGGAGAUCUUCUCACACCACACAGGCAGAUGUGUUACCUGUACAAGCGACCCACGUGAUAUGAGCAGAGUCUGAUUGGAGAAGGAUGUAGCUCUCAGGCACAGGGCCAAAUUAAGUUUACCUCCUCCCCCCCAAAGGUGUCUCAUUCACUUUUCGGACGGGCACUCUGCCCCUCCUCUCCCACACUGACGAAAUAACAGUGUGCGUUAGGCAAAAUUGAAAUUGUUGCUUGCCAGCACUUCGCUGUUUCUGUCGUCCCGUUCAGAGCCAGGAUCUUCUGGAGUGGGACUCUGCAACUCUGGAGCAUCAAAGAGGGGAAGGCGCACCGGGGAGAUAAGUCCUCCUGCGCCCAUUUGGAGUGGACAUAUUUGGGCACUUUUUACGCACGCAUGUUGAGCACUGGGACUAACUGGAAUUAAGGAGACAGAGCGAUUUUUGUGCAAUUUAUGGAAUAAAACAACUUUAAAUGUAAGUAUUCAACUUUUUUAUGUUGUACUGAACUUAAUAUUAGCAUUAAAUUGCUCUUAUUCGAUAGUUUAGUGACAAAUGUGUGCCUUUUUUAUAACGAUGCGUCACAUUUAUUAAUAAAAUGUAAAAAAAUGACAUUUUUCAAGUGGUUUAGUUAAACUUUUCUAACUGUCUCCUAUCGGUUUAACUUGAACGCACCCAGUCAGUGAUGCCCCGCUGUCCUCAAAUAACCUACUCUGCUGUGUCCCGCUGCAGCGCGGAGCAAGUGAAUUUUUUAAAACCAGAGCAAAGAAUUGGAAAUUACUCCACAGAGUUUUAGAAUAUACACAUUUCAAGUUGAAAUGAUAACACAAUGACACCCCGUCUGGAGAUGUUUGUUACAGAAGCAUUGGCAACAGGUGUUUCUAUGGGAAAUAUUCCAGAAUCGGCACCAGAGUCAGACUUUGUUCAGCUCUUUUAACAUUCUCAGCGACAGCUCAAGUGGUACUUUUUGCUUAUUAGAGGGUACUGAACAUCCCCGAGAUGCACAAAGCAACAGGAUGUCAGAAGAAAUGCAUAAAAUAAAAAUCUACUUUGAAACUCAUGAGUCGAGCUUUUUUCCCAAAUUCCUCGAAACCAUUCUGCGAGAGCACAGCAGCUCACCAGACUCCACUGUUGUUCCAGAAUAUCUUUUUUUAUCCAGGUUAGAAGUAUACAUGCAGAAGCAGAUGUCAAAUAAUCAGACCUGGGAUUACUUCUCUCACUGACUCCCUCAAGUCUCAUUUCAUUAGUUUCCACUGGGGUGGGUCCGUUGACUCAGGAUGAAAUUGUGGGAGUGCUGGCAUUAAGUCACAAUCAUACCCACCCUGACAUAUUUUAGAAGAGGACCUCUUUUCAUCGCCAAUUUCCAUUAUAACAUGAGUGUCUCGUUUUUACAGCUUUCAAUUUGCUGCUCCCACUGCGACCCACCACUUGUGUUUAUACAGUGGGGUGGAAAUGAGGACAGGGGGCUCACUGCUGAAAAAAGAAAAGAAAAAACCUCCAGGAAGCUUUUUAUCUCAGCUCUGCCACCCACAAUUUCAAAGAGAUGCCUUAGUCAUUGGCCUUAACUUCGCCUCUUUAAUAGGAAGUCAUUCAAAAGAUUGUGUAUGGUCAUACACAUGUAUCAGAUAAAUCAAAUAUUUAUUGUGUCUAAAUGUUUUCCAAAGAGUCAAAAAGAGCGUCAUGGCAUAGCUGUCUUAUUACUUUUUUGUAUGUUUAUGGUUAAUGUUGAAUAAUGCAUCUGAAAUAUGUGUUUUUGUGCAUGAUUUUAAUCUAAAUCUAUAUUUUUUGUAUUAAUAAUUUCACUUUAAAAUGUUUAAUGAGGAUCAAAACCUUAAAACUGAGACCUGUGCAUGAUUGAAAUGCAUCUUAUCUAAAAAUCUAAGUGAGCUAGUAUGUGCUUUCAUGGAACACUUCGAACACUGUGAAUUAACCCUGAAAAAUCAACAUAAAAAGGAACGAUUUUAUGAGUUUUUGAAUAAUGCACUUUUAUUUUUUUUUCAACAGAUGAUACUAAAUAUAAAGCAUAUCCUGUGGUUAUACUGUCUCUGUGAAGCUGCGACUGCAACAGGUAAGUCUGAGUCUGAGUCAUCUCUCCCUUUAUCUUUUUCCAUUAUCUUACUUACUUUCCCUCUAUCCUGCACUCCUUCUCUCCACAUGUCCAUCCCACUGUGUUGCAACCAUUCACAGGUCAUUUGACAUAGUCACAACUGAGUGGCGUCUGUACUUGACUGCUUAUCUGCAGCAAACUGACUCAUGUGUCAGUGGUGCCUCACAGCAUUAAGACUUAACUCUGCUCUUAAGCAAACGGUGAUAACCACUAUCCACUUCCCACCUUUACUCAAUGGUGAAGGUAACAGCGUUGGCCCCUAAGGCCCCUCUGGCCCCCGGCUCUCCGGCUCCCCCCGGGCCCCUUGUCCCUUGGCCUUGUCUCUGGGUAUGGAUGGACACCUUUCAAUUAGUCAGGAAACAACAGCUGGUUUCACCCCUCAUCCUAAUAAGGCCCUCUGUUAAAGCACACACACACACACUCAUGCCUCUGGGGCUGUCCCACCACUGUUUUCAGAGCAUUCCCUACAUUGUUCCCUGUGAGCCCCUACCCCCCAACCCACCCACAUAUGCACACACACAAAAACAGGCAAAAAAAGCAAAAAAGCUUAAUCAUCUUCCUCACCACAAGGGCUACAUGUGAUUCAGCCUGUUGCCAUUCAGUUGUGUCUGGCAUCCCCUCCUCUUUGCAAUGGCGUGAGGUGAAGCUUAAAUAAAUUGUGACUGUUAACUUUGUCUGAUUUGGCUGUAACCUUUUUCUUCACUCAGGAUGUAGGAAUUAUUGUAAUAUCACCACUCUGUGUUUCAAUGCAGCUGAAACAUUAAGAAUAGGGAGGAUUCAGAGAUGCAGGUUCUUCUCCAGUGCAGACAACAUUCAGUAUUUCGCAGCUUUUUAUCUUUGUUUGUUUUUUCUCUUACCUGCCACCAUCAGUUUUUGCUGUUGUAGGUAAGGGGGAGAUAAUUUCAAAGGAAAAAAAGCAUGUAUGUAAGCAGUAGUGUGAGGUAAUGCAAGCAUGAUUUAAGAGUUUAUUCAAUUAUCUAUACCUCCAUACAAACAUGCUGUAUACACUACAUUCUGUGUAGCCUAUGUUCUCACACCCAUCGUUUUGAGGAUGAGGUUUGACUUUCCAAGAGCUAUUUUCGGGCCAUGAUGCGUGUUAUUUUUUAUUAGGCUGGUUGCAGUUGUCACACCCUGUCAAUGUAAAUGGGUCGCGCAGUUAAACAGGGUCUGCUUGCGUCUGUUAAAAUGAGAUCAAAUAGGUGUAACAUGUUUAUGUAGAAUAAUACCAUCAAAAAAAUCAAAAGUGAAUGAAUUAAUUUACAGAAAAUGAAUUAAAUCUUUUUCAUUUUGCCUUUCAGCCCACAACGCAUUAUCGAUAAUCAAACCAGUCACUGGGUCCCUUUCGGGGAAGGUAAACCUUCCCUGCUUCUUCUCCAUCAUCCCAACCUCAGCACCGGUCAUCAGCUCCAAUGCAGACUACUUGCGGAUCAAAUGGACCAAAAUAGACCGGGGAGUAGAAUCCACAGUGUUGGUGGCACAAAAUGGGGUUAUCAAAAUAGGCUCAAGCUACAGGAACCGCGUGUCAGUGCCCAGCCACCCUGAGGAUGUGGGCGAUGCCUCACUGACGAUGGUCAAGCUGCGUGCCAGUGAUGCAGGCACUUAUCGCUGUGAAGUCAUGUACGGCAUCGAAGACACCCAGGAUACAGUUAACCUCGAUGUCAAUGGUAAGAGACAACUUCUGAAUGUAGAGGGGGGAUAGACUUAAUAAUGGUGAAAUGUGAUACAAGUGUUGAUAGACAUGUAAACGGUAUAAGAGAACUUUGGGCGCCUUCUGCUUACUUAGUAGUUAUGCAGGCUAACCACAGUUUUUAGGUCUUAUUUUAGAGGCGCUCUCAAAAAGAGAUCCCUGUCCAUUCCAGGAACAGCAAUAUUUUACUUUAAAUGUUGUUGAAUCUUACUCAGAGCCAAAAUGUGAAUCCAACACAAGAAUAGACGAAAGGGGUGUCAUUUAAGGUGCCGCUUUUUACUCUCUUUAAGGCACUCAGAGGAUGUUAUCUUUCAACAGUAUUCCCCAAUACCCUUCAUCAAAUGUAAACAAGUGCUAAAUUAUAUAUAAGAUAAUGCAAAUUACUGCUGUACCUCCAGGCCAAAAGUUAUGGUCUCCUUGGGGGGUGGGUUUAGGGAGAUGUUUCACUUUAGAAGUAUUCUGGGAGCUAUAACUCAUGUUUUGGGGAUGUAGAAAACAUGGGUGGGGUGGGGGGAUGCUGGGAUAGUUUUGGUUUUCUCUAGUUUACAAUCUGCACAACCUCUUUUCCAACUAUCUGCAAUGUUAAUGAGGACUAUCAAUCAUAUCUUCUGCGUAUGUUUACUGUCCACAAAUAUGGGGAUUUAAGGGCCAUGGCAUCAUCUGCAGCUUUCUCGUUCAUUUGUGGUUAACUGCAUUGAGUAUUUCGUUUAUCCUUUGGGUUUAUUGCAAAGUUCAUCCUUCCCAAAGAAGCUGAAAGACCCAAUUAGCCAGUUAUGGUGUGUGCUUUAUAAGACAUUGCCAUAAUUUAUAGCUGGGAAAUUACCCUGAUGAGUCCCAGAUUACUUUGUUCAUGUUUCCAUACAAAAGUUCAUUAUGUUUGGAUGACCCCUCUAAAACUUGUUCGUUUGUUGUCCAGGUGUGGUUUUUCAUUACCGGGCAAGCACCAGCAGGUACACUCUUGACUACCAGAAGGCCAUACAAACUUGCCAGAAUAUCGGAGCAACCAUUGCUACAUCUGAUCAACUGAAAGCAGCCUAUGAAGACGGCUUCGAUCAAUGUGACGCUGGCUGGAUUGCAGACCAGACAGUGAGGUGAGCGUAAAUCUUCGACGGAGGAUUUAUCUCUUUUAAUUUAAAACUAAUAUCCAGUGAUUAACAAUGUCUGAUAUAAGCUAGAUUACAUAACAGCUGUUUGUUCUUCUCUCUGUACAGAUAUCCAAUCACAAAGCCAAGACAGGGCUGCUAUGGUAACCUAAAGACCAAACCUGGAGUGAGGUCAUAUGGGACCAGGAAACCUACGGACACCUAUGAUGUUUACUGCUAUGUCGACAAACUCGAUGGUAAGUUAGCCGCAAAAUUAGUCUUUUCUGCUUCUUCGAGAUGAGGUGUCAUUUAGAGGCACACCCUUUGGCUGAAAUUAGGAAACCUCUAAAUUAUUGCAGUGCCAGAGCAAAUUGCUUUAGCAGAUUUUAACAACACUGUGGAAAUGCACUCACUGUUUUAUUGAACACUGUUUUGGUGACUAUGUGUGAUCUUUUAUGUGUUUUCUUGCGCCAAACAAAACAACUGUUUGUGUUGUAGACCGGGUGCUAAGAAAAGGAGGGGAGAUUUUUUUUUUCUUCUUAUACACUACUGUAGGAAUCAAAAAUUAUUCUCACUCUGGUGGUUUUUGAAGAAGUAGCCAACAAAAAUGUGAUAAUUGGGGUUUUAAAUGUCUUUGGCAUCCCUUUAGGAAGUCCUCCAUUCUCAGCCAACAGCUUGUCUGUUUAUUAUUUUGUCUUUUAUUGCUGAUGGACUCAACUCUAGCAUGUUUGUUUCUCUUUUUUUGAUCAACAACAUCCCUUUUGACGGAUUAUAACUUGAGUCAGCCACAUAUACGAUAAGAUAAGACACAAAGAACUUUAUUGAUCCCUGAAAGGAAAUUUAAGGGUAACUGGCUUAUGCAGCUACUCAUCUUAUCCUGGGUUUGGUUUUUGUCCAAGUCCGUCACAUAACCCCAGAGUGGUGCAUGAAGGGCACACAUUGUACCCCACUUAACUGUGGUUAAUUGUGUAUUUACUAUCGAUUUUAUGUAAUUAACUGUGUGUUUACUGAAUUAUUGCCAUAUGUUAAUUGGUGAUUGUUGAAUAAUGAGUGAGUUUCUAGUAACAGAGAUUCAAAAAAGAGAGAGAUAAAGAUGAUAUUCUUUAAAGAACUUAAACCUGAAAACCUCUAUUGUCAUCAUAUUAGUUCUCGUAACAGACUAUUGGGACACCAUGAAAACAAAGUUUUGAUUGGUAAAAUGAUAGAAAUUGAAAUGAAAAGAGAGCGCUCAUGAAAAAAAACCAUUAAAGUGUACCAAGAGAAUAGCCCACACAUACAUAAAACGCACAAUUACCAAUCAUAAUAUGGUUGUCACUAUCAGUAUAUUUCAAACAGCAGAUAUUUCCAGAUGAAAAUACCGUGUAAAUCAGGGAAUUUCAGUGGUUGCAAAUGACUGACCCUGUUAUUGAACUGGGUGGAAAGUAUCUCCUCAUCUAAAUGUCAUAGUUAAUCAAACAGAUCAAACCAGCAUGGGAUACAUGAGUCGUUACGCCCCAGACUAACUGAAAACAUGUAGUCACUCACUCAUCCCCUUAUUUUUUUAAUGGUUUCAGUUAGGCUCUUUCUCUCCGCAGUCUCUCAGUCACAUUGUUUGUAGACAAACACUCAUACUUGUAACUGUGAUCCUACUGCUACCUUUUCGUCCCUUUCGAGAACAAAAUGAUGGAGCACAUUGAAGGUAUAAUCUCGCUUGAGAAAAGAGAACAGACACAUUCAUUCCCUGGUCAGGCACAUUGUCUGCAUUGCUUUCCCACCUCAGAGUAAGAAAAUGAAUCAACUACUGUUGUCCUAAAUAUGACUGGUGGGAGAUGUGUUGGGUCUGAGCCUUGCACAGCUGUGACUUUUGUCAGCUGAUUCUGUGCCAAGCGUUUUCUGAAAGGUCAAAAUGGUGUACAAAUCUGUUCAGGAUUACACUAAAUGACAAGCUGUUUGGAUCUCCUUUCACUGCGAGUUAUUUGAAAUAGGAUAUGUUGUGACCAUGCCAUUGUUAGUAAUGUAGCACGUAUUUAUGCCAGUGCUUUGGAAUAGACGGGAAUUUAACCAUCUGCAUUGAGUGAUUCUCUUGCAAACUCAUAGCUGUGCGUUUUGUUAAGUGGUUGUUGCCCUUUGCCCUCUGUAUUCCAGGUGAAGUUUUCUAUGCUCCGGUGACCCGUAAAAUGACUUUUGAGGAGGCCAGUGAGGAGUGUACGAAGAGGGGGGCCGUCCUGGCAAGCCCCGGUCAGCUCCAUGCUGCUUGGCGACUCGGUCUAGACAAGUGCGACUACGGUUGGCUCUCGGAUGGCAGCGCACGACAUCCCGUAGCAGUACCCAAGAUGAAGUGUGGUGGAGGCCUGAUAGGUGUCAGGACCAUGUACCGAUACAGAAACCAGACCGGCUUCCCAGAACCAACCAACAAGCUUGGAGCAUACUGUUUUAAAGGUAAGUCUGGGGGUACGAUUACAGUGUGUCUCUGAACCAAGUGUUAGUUGGAUAUAGCAGGACAUGACCCCAUUUGGUUGUAAGGGUUUCAGACACAAAUUGAAGGCACAGACCAUUCCCUGUCAAACCCAGGCCUUCACUGCAAGGAGCAAUGAUCUCAUUUCCGACUCUCCUCUGCUCCUCCACCCUUUGAUUUUCAGCUCUUUUACUCUACCGUACACAUUUCCAAUUUUGAACCUGAGCAGCGUUUGAAAUAUUUAUAACCUGUCCUUUCUUUUCCCUAUUGUUCUGUUAACUCUGAGUCUGUUUUGCCUUAUGAUUGCAUAGUUUCAACGACAAGAACAACAUGAAAAAAAGCAGAGGAAUAAUUAUCUCAUGAGUAGCGCGUUUUAUGUGCCAGACUAGUCGAACAGAUUGCAGCGUCUAGCUGACCUCACUGUCUCACAUUUGAGUUUCCCACCCAUUUCUGUAAAAGGAAAUUAGCCAAAGGGAAAGUAAAAUGAUGGUCGUAGACUCUGUUUUCUUUGAAAGUAAUAGACAUGGCACAUCUUAUUCUAAUGGGGAGUUUAUUGACCAACAGUUUGCAGGAGAGUUUGUGAACUGUCAGUGUCUGUGUGUUUUUUUUCCCUUUAUUACUUACAGCUGGGCUAAUCAUGGCUCCCUAAGCCGUAUCCUUAUUCAACCUCAGUGUUGAUGUGAAACGAACCAAAACAGUUUAUGUACUCGAAUGCAGUUGAAAAUACCCCAAUUCUUCAUUUUAGAUAAGUCUAUAAACAUGUGUUGUUUGAAAUAAACCUGCAGAGCCAGAGUGUUAGGAGUGUUGAAAAUUGAUCAUCAUUUACCAAACACAAAUGAUCAGCGUGGGAUUUUCUAAGGUAUGCACUGAAAAGACUCUGUUGCAAACUGUGUUAAUCACCGAUUAAAAAUAGCAGCAAAAUAAAAGUUUGGAUCCUUAUAAAUUGUGACACUUCACGCUCGACUGAUAGUUGGCAGAAUAAGUCCAAUCCCUCCAAAUGUGUGUUCUCGACCAAUCAGUGUCCAAGAGGCAAAACCGAAUGACAGUUGACGAUUGCCAUUUAGAGAAGCGGCAAAAGUGACUAAUACUACACCUGUCAGCCCUUUUAGUCCCGCUAUCUAACUCCCUUUUUCCUUUCACAUCUAAUUUCCGCCGUCAGAGUUUGCCCUCUGUCAUUCUCACUUGUACUUAUCAGAGCAGACGUUUGGAUAAUGGACAAAGCUACAGCCCAACUUCUAAAUCAGUCAUCCUCGGUGACCCCUGACCUGGCCUUUCCAUCUUUACAAAUGAGAGGUUGGACAGAUAAGCCAGCCCCUGACUGCCCAUUUACUGCCCUAGAGCUAUGCUAACUCUUGUGGUGAUAAGUCCACAUGGAGUUCAGAGGCCACACAAACAGGCCACCCUCACCUCCUGCUUUGUGUAUUUCAUGUCAACUCUCUCAGUCUUGUCGUAUUUACACCCCAGCCUAAGUGCCUUUUAAGUACCCUGAUUUGUUUGGCCCCAGUCCAUCUUAUUCAGUUUUUUGACUCCUAUUAAUAUCCCAGUUACACAAUAUAAUGAAAACCUUUGUCAGAAAGACUACACAGAAGUACAGGCAGACAGGAAAUUGAUACCAAGAGAAAAGAGAGAUAAUUUUUGUCUCAGUAUCAGUAGCAGCUCAAAACCAUCGGUGAGAUAAUGCACUCUUUCUGACAGCAGCAGCUCCUACUUUUCCUGGUAGGGAAAACGUGUCUCACACCUUACAUCAGAGAUAGAUUCCUGAAAAAAAGAGGGUGAGUACGUAAUGGUCAGCAGCUGGCUUUAAACAGUUUGUCUGCGCCAGUGAGGAAAGCUUUCUGGGGCUCUAAUGCGUCUCUUUAUGCCUGUGAGUAAAGGAGAGAUCAUGGGAGGACAGAGGGGUGGGGAUGUUGAGGCACAUUCAGGAGGAAACUGAACUGAGUUUAAAAGGAUUUACUCAUUAUUGGAAAUUAGGAAACACUUCAAAAGAAGCCGUUUAAAGACCUCCAGUUGUAUAGAAAAAGAUAAAAUCAGGGUCUGCCUCUCAGGCUUCUCAGGAUUUGAUAUAACUAAGUGCUUAUUUAAGUAAACUACUUGGUGAAAGACAUUGCAUCGGGUACAAGGGAGGCCAAACAUUGUCAGGGCGACUCUGGCAAACACAACACUACGUUGCUGAAAGUUUAUAAGCUGUUAAGUUGGUUUGUUACAGGCAGGUGAAUCCAUUCAGUGAAAUCAGAGGAUGUUUAGGACUCUUUGAAGGAGCAAGGAGCCCUUUGUGUCAACUUCAACCAAACUGAAACACUUUGGAAAUUCAAUGAUUUUCCAUAAACCCACGGCUAGAUAUCUACUUAGGCUGGUAAGCUGGGUUACAUGCCAAAAAUUCCCCCCAGGUUAAAGCUUUGUUUCAUACGUAGCAUUCAUUCUACUGUGUGCAAUAAAGUAAAAUUAAGUGCAAGCCGUUAUCAUGACAUUGCACUACAGUUUCCGAUAAACAUAAAACUCUGGGACUCAAUGUUGACGGUUUUUGCUGCUGUGGUUUCAGCUGUCAUUUCAAACAUAACCUUAACCCUAACCCCAAGACAGAUUAAAAAAGCAAAGUUUUGGUAGUUCAUGUUGUAAAAUCUUGAUGAUAGCUAGUAUGUUGCAAAUGCAUUGUAAUCUUGCAUUCUGGUUUGAACUUAUCGAUCAUAAAUAGACUUAAUAUUGAUUCGUGUGCUUUUGUGGUUAUUCUAGGAAGAAGAUGGGUGCUCAACCAGACUUCAUUUAUUGACAUGUCUGUGGCAGUAACCACCACCACCAUCAGCAGCUCUUCUACCUCCACCCCAUUAUUGGAGAGUAGCAUCACUACCCUUAGCCCAACAUCUAAAGAUGUCUCAGAGGCAGAAGAGGCUCCAGACUCUUCAGUUCCAUCUAUGUUUUCUACCAGUAUGGCUCCACCACGACCCACUCCGACAGGCCAAGAAGAAGAGUUAAUCACCACAGUUGCGCCCACUAUCAAAGAGGAGCAUGAGGAUGUUGAUGAAGUCACAGCUCCACCAGAUUUAAACAUUGAUGACUUUGUAAGUCCACAUGCAACCGAUGCGGUAUUUGUUCAUCAGCGCGGUGACGCAUUUUCAGAACCCCAAAGCACAACAGAAAGCAGAUAUACCACAGAGUCAGCGUCCAAGUCUGGGGAUGACGAGCCAGACGAUCACUCUGUAAUUGAAAUCAACACAAUCCAACCUGAUGUCCCCAAGCCAGAUGAGUCUGUCAUUACAGAGCCAAUGUUUGCUGAGGGGAAGACUGAGGAAACUAUUUUGGUUUCUGGGAUUCCAACCGCUAUAUCCUCUGACUACACUGACACGCCAACCGAUUCAACUGAACUAACCAGCGAGGAAGAUACCAGCUCCUCUGAUUCAACACCUUCACCAAGUGACCCUUAUUCAACAACAUUAUCCCCAGAUUAUGGACCCAGCAUUGAUGAUAUCGACUAUGGAUAUGUAGUAGAGGCUCUGCCGGGUUCUAAUACAUCCCAACAAGAUCUCUUACCAAGCAUCCCAGACUCCACCACUGUAACUGAGACAACAACACUCCAACCUGGCAGUGUGGACGAGUUAACUACCACAGGGCCACCAGAGAGUACCAGUAGGACUGCAAAAACUACACCUCAGAUGCAAGCUGUCGAGAUACCUGGUACAACAACCACCGCCAUACUAAUCGACAGUGGAACCUCAGCCGAAGAUUUGACGGCAUCAACAAGCGUACAUGUCUUUGACGAGUCUACCACUCAGCUGCCAGAGCAUGACAGAGACAACCUGACCGAGGCCACCACUGCGGCAGAAAUUGGCACCGAGUUUUUUACGUCUGCUCCCGUAGUUUCAGUUGUGGCUGAAAAGACGACAAGUCCAGGAUCAGUGGUCCCAGAUGAACAGCACACCACCAUCAUACCAGCACAGAAUGUAUCAGGUAAGACAAACAACCAAUACAUGAGACCUUUGAAGGUCAUUUGAUGUUUUUUUUUAAUCAAAUGCAAAGAUGCUAAUGCAGAUAUGGUUCUGAAAUAGAAAAAAGCCAGGUCUUGAUGUUGUUCGAUCACCAUGAUAAAAAGAAAUAGGUAUGAAGGUUGUCACACUAGUUUUGCUGUUGAUUCUAAGACAGUUAAAUCUUUUGUUGGUAUUGUGUGUGGCUGCUUAACUUCCAUACAGUAGCACUGCAUUGGCUGAGAAAUGGGAGAGGGGGGGGUGUUAAACUGUCCAAGGUCCUGAAGUCAAGUGAGAGAGAAAUUUGAUCCUUUGCCAAAAACAGCGGAGUGUGCUGGGAGCAAAACAAUAUGAGCACAGAUUCUGCAUUUGCAUUUGCAGAAAACUCAGAAAAUUCACUGUAAGCGUGCAUAUUUUUGACUCUCUAGCCUGUAUAUUUUUUAAACAUUAGGUUUAUCUGUCUGCACGGUUUGCAUCAGACUCUACUUUUUCUGCCCUUUGAGAUAUCUUAUAUGCAGUUCAUAACACAUUGAUAAUGCAGCUUUUGUGCUAUAACACCUGAAGAAAACCUUUGAACACCCAAUACUUGGUCAGGGUUACAUCACUGGGAUGGAGGUGAUUAGCUUGUGGUAGUGCUGAGGUGUUACAACUCUAAUAGUGUCCUUCAGCCUGACCAUAUUAUUGGAUUGGGUUUCUCUUAGUGUCCUCCCAACAGUAUAUGUAGUUUUUUUUUAUGGGGUCCAAGUUGGCUUGUCUGUCAAACUCAGGUGUAUCACAAUCGGCAAACCCUUUGGUAGCAGUUGUGGUGCUGCAGGUGCAAAGUCCUGUUAAAAGAGAUUGUGUGCAUUUCUGUAAGGCCUGCAGAUAGGAGCAUUAAGAUUUUGGUCUUGAUAAAACACAGUAGACCAAUAUCAACGGAUGACACCUUGGAUUCAGAGCCUCUCCAUUCUGCCUCCAGACUCUCUGACCUUUAUCUCCAAGAAAAAUGUUGAUACUCGUUUUGUUGAAAACUGUGGUUGGUUCUCUAUGCAACUGUGGUCGUGUCAGCUGAACUAGCCUGAGAGAUACGCAGUAUUCAAAUAUAAGUUCAAAAAAAAUUAUUUGUCCCCUGGGAUCAAUUGGAGGCACAUCAAGCAGCAAGUAGACGAUGUAAAAACGGACAAACAAUCAAGUAAAAUAAACAAUUUUAUAAGUAAUGUAAAAAUAAAAUAAUAAUAAAAUGAACAGAGAAAUAUUAAUAUAUAAAAAAUAUUUAGAAAUAUUUGUACCCUCUGAAUAGUGUUUUUUUAUUCUGAUAAACCCAAAUAUUCAGAUGUUUUGAAAUUUAAAUGAAAGCGUGUUUAUCAAAACUGAAAUUGAAAAAGUACUUUAAUAUUAUGAACUCGUAAAAACUUUGGGGUCAGGCUGUCCUGAAUUUUCAGAAGGACGCUCAGUGUGUCAGAAUGGCAGAGACUUGUUUGUAGUGUUCCCUUCUUGUUGCAUUUGCAUUUUAAAUCCUGUCAUCCCACUAGUGCUUCAAAAAGUAUUAUUCUUUUUUCAAUCUAAAUUGACCAUUGUCCCUAAGCCACUUAAUUCACUGUCAAGGUUAGGUGCAUGACUAUUAUAAUGUCAACAAGAUUAAAUUGUGCAUAUACAAGCAAUUACAGUUUGUGAGGCCUCGUGUUUACAUAGUGACUCAUUUGUUGAGGUCUUCUCAAAUGAACAGAAUUGAAGUGUUUCAUUUUCCUGUUCCCUCUGGCGCGUGUUUAUGUGUGUGCUUCGUGUGAAAUUAUGCUGAAAGACUUGUUUGCCUCGGGGCGUCUUCAGUCAGUCCAGCUGAGCAGAUGUCCUUUAAAUAAUCAUAAUGCUGACAAGAGAGAGCAGUUUGGUUAAAAAGAAAGAAGGGGAAAAGGAAAGGAGGAAAGGAAAGACUGUUGUCAGGGAGUGAAUAUAGAGUUAAAUAAUAACUUGAGCGUUGUAGAGACAAAGCUGUUGAACCCAAAGUAUAAAAGCAUGUAAAUUUGGGAUAUUUGGGUGGCAAGAACUGUCACGAUGGGACAUAAGUCUUCUAUAAAGACAGGCUGAUGAUGGAGGGAAGGGUCUGGUGAACUGGAAAGGAUACAUACAGUAAAUUGGUCAUUGGUUUAGCUUUUGUUACAAGGUAGAUGUAUUUUAUCUAAAAGUGCAGGUGUUUAUGAGCAUCACUAUUUCUGUGUUUCUCAGUUUAUUUGCUGCAAGUACACGUUUGGCAGCUUGCAUGUUGUAUGGCAAUAAACUACUCUGUGUGAGUGAAAGAAUGAAAUACAGAAAGAUUCAGUUUCUUUGAACAUCACAUGUUUUUAUUCAGCACAUUAUUAUUCAUUAGGACUAUUACUCCCCCUUCUGUGUGCGUGUCCCAGCUUACUGACAGCCAGGCUGGCAAUAAAAGAGUUGAAUUGGCAGACUACCUGAGUAAGCAUGCCUGUUUUCAGCAUAGACUGGACACCACCAAAAAACCCUGAUGUCAUUGCUAGCACAAAGUCUCCCCUCUCUGUGAGGACAGCUGGAGGCUGCCUGACUAAAGUGAGCGAUUAUUGCUACUUUUACUGCUACAUCAUGGGAUGUGGCUCGGCUGAGACACCCUGGUCUCUUUCUGUCCGCCCACUUAGUGAGGAUAGAAUUUAUAAAAAUCAAAGUUGAACAGACCAAGUGUGUGGUCUGUUUGCAUUUUAAAGGAGAGCACAUUAUAAGGAUGAAAAAAUUACUUGCCAUGUGUUGCUUAUUUAUCGAAAACAAUGAAAUGCACCGUUUCCAAAGAGUUUAUGCAACAUGCUUUGACUUAUAACAUUUACUCUCAGCUUUUCGACCAUAAAAGUCACAGAACCAGCAAGAAUACAAAGGAAGAGAGAGAGAAAUAGAAUUAAUUCUGGAGUGUGGACUAUCUGGUCUGUCAGAUGGGGCUGUUGCCUGAGUUCCCAUGCCUGGCUUGGGGGAUGAACAGAUGUCUUUUUGCAGAGAUGAGCUGGUGCAGGUGUUCCUAUUUGCAACCAAUAAUCUUUCCAGAUCACCAUUUGUGGGAAACGCAGAGAGAGGACAAGGGGCACAGAGAGAGAGAGAGAGGGAGAGAGAGAAGAGAGAGAGAGAGGGAGAGAGAGAGAGAGAGAGAGAGAGAGAGAGAGAGAGAGAGAGAGAGAGAGAGAGAGAGAGACGGGCAGGGGUAGUGUUUUCAUACCAACAGGUAUAAUGUAGCUGUGUGUGUUUUUCUGCACUUUGCUACAUGAUGCAAAAAUGUACUAACAAUUUAGACCUAUCUUUGGAUUAACUUCUGCUCUGUUGUUUGUCUUAUGAGCUUUAUGCUUUUGCUUGAUUCCAUAACUUUUUUUUUUUUUUUUACAAAGACAUGCACAAAAUACUAGUGCAUAUUCCUUUUGAAACUAAAGUUACAUAAAUCAGAGUAAUGAAGGUUAACAGAAUAUCAUUUUGAGAGAUGGAGGUUUGUUGUUUAUAAAGUUUGAGGAGCAGAAGUUGUUUGAUUUUUUUGUUGUCUUUUCAAUACACCUCCCACUAUAAACACAGUAAUACAUAUUUUCUAUAAAUACCUAAACUGAAACUUCAUUUGAAAUGCAAAGGAAAAUGGUGAUACGUUCAGGUAGCAGAGAUUCUCAACAAUAACAUACUAUACUGUUGAAAUAAAGCAGGAUAAGAUUUGUUAAUGAUGAGCACUACAUGUCAGGGACAAGGCCAGCAUGGGCAACAAUGUCCUCAUUGGACACUAAAACCACCUGGACCUAAGAGGUCCUUGCAGGAUCUUUAACUUUGAACUAACUCGAUUUUAGUUUGACUUGGCUUAACACUGAGUAUCAACACCUCUACACUAAACGAAGGGAUAUUGUAUAAUAGGCAGGUGGUUAUGUCAAUUUUCAAUUCCAGUUUUCCUACUUCUUGGAUUCUUAUUUUGCUUUUUAACCGGAUAUAACUAAAGCAAAAAAGUGUCAAAUCAAAAAUAAACUUAUCAUUAUAAAUAGUAAAUUAUAACUCUGUUUUAACCUUUAAAAACUAAAAUUUACAAUGAUAGUUAUGUUGAAAAAGAAAACUAGACUGCUUCCAGACUCUUCAUGUUGACAUCUAUGCUCUUAUUUAGCUUUUUGGGGACACAGUUGACUCAGCUUAAAAAAUAAAUGAGGCAAAUGUCAUUACUUUUGACCCUGUAGCUAUUGUCACUAUCCGUAAUGAUCGAAGUAACCUUGUAGCAAUCAGCAACUUUAAGAUAUACCCAACAGCUCUGCUUCUAUUGUCUGGGUUGUAGGACAGGAUCUAAUAUUAAAAAAAUACAAAAUGCAAAAUUGAUUGUUUUCAAAGGCUACAGUAAAUAAAUUGUUGUAUUGAAAUUCAAUCACAUACUGUUAAUCUUACUGUUUUUCUUCUCAUUUUUUUUAGUUGAACAGCCUCUACAGCCUGAAGAUUCACAGACUUCUACUCUACCGGUUGAUCAUCCAAUUCCCUCCAAAACUGAUGGCGAGCACAUCCUGCAGAGUGGAGACCCAGAUUUGUACUCUCAAACUGCUGCAACCAUCACUCCAACUGUUAGCUUUAUCAGUGAGGUCACAUUGCAGCCAAAGAGCCUAGAUGAAAAGGACGCCAGAGGUACCCAGGUUUCGAUGAAUGUGACAACUUUGGGAGCAAGUGAUGAAAUAACCACAAUAUUUGAUUAUAGUUUGACAAAUGUUUAUGUUGAUGGCUCCACACUUACAUCAACGGAAAGCCAGGAUGUUGAUGAAUAUGACACUAGCAUUACAAUUGUUGAAUCAACACCUCCUCACUUAGUCCCUGAGGUCAGUGAGCUGACAACAGGGGGCCCAACACAUACAGACAUAACCUCUGUAACAGCAUCAGUAGAGCAGGAUAUGGCUUCAUCAAAAACUACUUCCACAGAGGGGAUCAGUGAAAUCUCAGCUACCUCUGUUGACCCUCUUGUCAGAGUAACUCCAGCUGAGCCAGAGACAACCAAAGCUACCAAAGAAAGUCUGACAGUAAAGGCUGAGGAAACCACCACUGUCAUCAGCACAUCUGUACCAGGAGACACAGACGAGUCAGAGAGGACUUCCAUGAAUGUUAAAAGUGAGUCAGAGGUGACUCAGACAGAAACGUCUGAGUAUCAAUCUGUUACUUCUUCAACCAAACUUGACUCUGGCAGAGAUGAAGCUGAAACCACAGGAGAGACAAAGAGCACAUCUGCGACUCUGACAGCUGAAGAUAGAACUUUAUCUACAUUGCAGACUGUAUACCCUCCCUUCUCUGAUGACAGUGUUGGAGAAAUAUCAACAUCAACAACAAGUGACUCACAGAGCUCAACUCAGUUUGUGGAAGGAGGGACUGGGACCCGGGGCCCAAAAGAAUCUGCCUUCAGCACAAGAGCUUCUUUUGUACAAAGUGGGUCUUCCUCUCCUGAAACAAGUGAAGAGACAAAAGCUACUCCUGCUACGCACAAGGAAAGCACUGAAUCAUUCACAUCUAUAGCAUUUACCAAGUCUGAAACUUCACAUUCUACAGUCACAAGUAUGGAAGCAAGUACAGAAAGCCAAAUGCCUUCAAUCUCACAAACAGAAAAACUGCCAUAUGAUGCUAUGCCUACAACAAGGGAGGUGAGCUCAACUGUACAAACAUCCAACUUGAUUACUAGCCCACAAUCACAUACCUCUGGAGGAACUGAGAUAUCAAAAAAAGAUUUGGUUGCAACAGAUGAAGCAACGGAGCAGAUGAUGGUACAAUAUACUACUCUAAUUCCAUCAACUACAGAGCCUAAACAAGCAUCUGUUCAAACCCAAACAGAGUUGAAAGAAGAAGAUGAAACAUCUUCCAUCCAUGAUUCCAUUUCAACCACUGCUUCCCCCUUAUAUGGUGCUAUUGAUAUGUUAAAGACUACAAUAGCUUCAUUCACUAAAUAUUUAAGUGAUACUGCGAUUCACUAUACCAUGGCUCCUACAGCUUCCUCUGUGUUUACAACAGAUGGGACAACAACAAGUAAGACUGAAGAAACACUUACUGUAAAAAUGACAGGCUCAUCCUCAACACCAACAGAAAGAGAAGCAGAGGAGAGCUUGGGGAACCAUACAACAGAGGUCUCAAAAAAGGAGAGCAUGACUCCUACAGCUUCCUCAUUGUCAAGCACGGAGAUGCCAACAGCACUGCCUGUCACUGGUCAAGACAGCACUGCCAUUGAGGGUACAGAAGGUCCAUCAGGAACAUCAACUUCUGGGACAACAAGGACUAGUCCUUCAUUCAGUGGAUCAACAACAAAACCUGAGACUGCAUCUUUCUCUGUCACCUCGGGUUUUGAAGGUUCUGGAGACAGCACCUCCAGUAUCACAGAUGAGUCCCUUAUUCGAGCCUCUACUGUCCCUUUCACCUCAAGCACAGAGUCACCAUCAGUCACAGCAAGACAGGAGACUGACACAAGUGACACCUCUGGGACAGAUGCAACUGCUGCUUCCACACUUUACAGUACUGAAAAACCAACUGUAAUGUCAACUGAAAAAGAUGAGACUGCAACCACAAGCCAGACUGAGACAGUAUCUACCACACAAAGGACAAGCUUAUCCUCUACGACAGCAGAAACAAAAGCAGAGGUGAGCUCAGAGGAAAACACCACAGAGAUGUCCACAAAGGUGACCAUAGCUUCUACAGCCUCCUCAUUGUUAAGCACAGAGACACCAACAGCAUUGCCAGGCACUGGUCAAGAAAGUGCAGAAACAGGGGGUACAGAAGGUCCCUCAGUAACACCAAUUUCUGGGACCAUUAACCAAAGCUCCCUUUCCACUUCAACAGAUGAGGAUGGCUCAGAUGGAAAAACAUCUCCCAUUGCCACCACAGCUUCCCAUGUCACAACUAAGUUGUCACUCUCAAGCACUGAAUCUACUAAAAUAUCAUCACCUGGGUCAUCUUCUGUUACUUAUGAUGAUGAGAAAAGAAGCUUCAGUGAUGGGACUACAACAAUGCAGAUCAGUCUGUCAUUCACUGAAUCAACCACAAAACCCGAAGCUGUAUCUUCUUCUGUCACCACUGGUUUAAAAGAUUCUGUAGACAUAUCAGAUAUCACGGAUGAGUCCCUUAUUCCAGCCUCUACUGUCCCCUUCACCUCAAGCUCAGAGUCACCAUCAGUCACAGCAAGACAGGAGACUGAAACAAGUGAGUCUUCUGGGACAGCUGUAACUGCUGCUUCCACACUUUACAGUACUGAAAAACCAACUGCAAUGUCAACGGAAAUACAUGAGACUGUAACCACAAGCCAGACUGAGACAGUAUCUAGCACACAAAGGACAAGCUCAUCCUCGACAGCAACAGUUACAAAAGGAGAGGAGAGCUCAGGGGAACAGACAACUGAUGUGUCCACUAAGGUGAACGUGGCCUCUACAUCCUCCUCAUCAUUAAGCACAGAGACACCAACAGCACUGCCAGGCACUGGUCAAGAAAGCACAUCAACAGAGAUUACAGAAGGUCCCUCGGUCACACCAAUUUCUGGUGAAAUAGGGACCAGUCCUUCAUUAAGUGAAUCAACAACAAAACCUGAUACUGAAACUUCCUUUGUCACCACCAUGGUUGAGGGUUCUGGAGACAGCACUUCAGAUGUCACGGAUGAGUUGCUUAUAACAGCCACUACUGUCCCUUUCACCUCAACCUCAGAGUCACCAUCAGUCACAGCAUCACACGGGACUGAAAUUAGUAGGACAUCUGGGACAGCUGCAACUGCUGCUUCGUCACUAAGCAGUACUGAGAAACCGACUGCAAUGUCAACUGAAAAAGAUGAAACUGCAACCACAAGCAAGACUGAGAGAAUAUCUACCACACAAAGGACAAGCACAUCCUCAACAGAAACAGAAACAGAAACAAAAGCAGAGGUGAGCUCAGAGGAACACACAACUGAGGUGUCCACAAAGGUUACCAUGGCUUCUACAGCCUCUUCGUUAUUAAGCACAGAGACACCAACAGCAGUGCCAGGCACUGAACAAGACAGCACAUCAACAGAGAGUACGGAAGGUCCCUCAGUAACACCAAUUUCUGGUACCAUUAAGCAAAGCUCCAUUUUUACUCCAACAGAUGAGGAUGGCUUAGUUUUAAAAACAGAGGAAAUUUUCACUACAACUUCCCAAGCUACAGCUAAAUUGUUACUCUCAAGCACUGAAUCUACUCAAACAACAUCACCUGUGUCAUCCUCUGUUGUUUAUGAUGAUGAGAAAAGAAGUUUCAGUGAUGAAACUACAACGAUAAAGACCAGCACAUCAUUUAGUGAAACAGUGACAAAACCUGAGACUGCAUCCUUCCCUCUAUCAACGGGUUUCGAGGGGUCUGGAGAUAGCAGUUCAGUUUUCACUGAUGAGUCUCUUAUACCAGCCACUACUGUCCCUUUCACCUCAAGCACAGAGUCACCAUCAGUCACAGCAUCGCAUGAGACUAUAACAAGUGAGACUUCUGAGACAGCUGUAACUGCUGCUUCCUCACCUUAUAGUACUGAGAAACCGACUGCAAUGUCAACUAAGCUAGAUGAGACUGCAACCACAAGCCAGACUGAGAGAGUACCUACCACACAAAGGACAAGCUCAUCCUCAACAGAAACAGAAACAAAAGAAGAGAGAAGUUCAGUAACACAGACAACAGAGGUGUCCACAAAGGUGACCAUAGCUUCUUCAGCCUCCUCAUUAUUAAGCGCAGAGACACCAAGCGCACUGCCAGUCACAAGUGAAGAAAGUGCUGCAACAGUAGUCACAGAAGGUCCCUCAGUAGAAUCAAUUUCUGGAACAACAGGGACCAGUACUUCAUUCAGUACAUCAACAACAAAACCUGAAACUACAUCUUUCUUUGUUACCACCAUGGUUGAGGGUUCUGGAGAUAGCACUUCAGAUGUCACAGAUGAGUCCAUUAUCCCAGGCACUACUGUCCCUUUCACCUCAACCCCUGAGUCACCCUCAGUCACAGCAAAACAGGAGACUGACCUAAGUGAGACUUCUGGGACGGAUGCAACUGCUGCUUCGUCACUCUACAGUACUGAGAAACCCACUGUAAUGUCAACUGUAACAGGUGAGACUGCAACCACAAGCAAGACUGAGAGAAUAUCUACCACACAAAGGACAAGCUCAUCAUCAACAGAAACAACAGCAGAGGUGAGCUCAGAGGAACAAACAACAGAGAUGUCCACCAAGGUGACUGUGACCUCUACAGCCUCCUCAUUAUUAAGCACAGAGACACCAACAGCACUGCCAGUCACUGAACAAGAAAGCACGUCAACAGAGAUUACAGAAGGUCCCUCAGGAGCACCAAUUUCUGGUGAAAUAGAGACCAGUCCUUCGUUAAGUGAAUCAACCACAAUACCUGAAACUGCAUCUUCCUUUGUCACCACCAUGGUUGAGGGUUCUGGAGACAGCACUUCAGAUGUCACGGAUGAGUCGCUUAUAACAGCCACUACUGUCCCUUUCACCUCAAGCUCAAAGUCACCAUCAGUUACAGCAUCACACGGGACUCAAAUUAGUGAGACGUCUGGGACAGCUGCAACUGCUGCUUCGUCACUAAGCAGUACUGAGAAACCGACUGCAAUGUCAACUGAAAAAGAUGAAACUGCAACCACAAGCCAGACUGAAACAGUAUCUAGCACACAAAGGACAAGCUCAUCCUCAACAGAAACAGAAACAAAAGCAGAGGAGAGCUCAGUGGAACAUACAACUGAGGUGUCCACAAAGGUGACCUUGGCUUCUACAGCCUCCUCAUUAUUAAGCACAGAGACACUAACAGCACUGCCAGUCACUGAACAAGAAAGCACAUCAACAGAAAUGACUGAGGGUCUCUCAGUAACGCCACAUUCUGGGACAACAGGGACCAGUCCUUCAUUAAGUAAAUCAACAACAAAACCUGAGACUGCAUCUUUCUUUGUCACCACCAUGGUUGAGGGUUCGGGAGACAGCACUUCAAAUGUCACAGAUGAGUCCAUUAUCCCAGCCACUACUGUCCUUUUCACCUUAAGCACAGAGUCACCAUCAGUCACAGCAAGACAGGAGACUGAAACAAGUGAGACUUCUGGGACAGCUGUAACUGCUGCUUCCUCACUUUACAGUACUGAGAAACCAACUGCAAUGUCAACUGAACCAGAUGAAACUGCAACCACAAGCAAGACUGAGAGAAUAUCUACCACACAAAGGACAAGCUCAUCCUCAACAGAAACAGAAACAAAAGCAGAGGUGAGCUCAGUAGAACACACAACUGAGGUGUCAACAAAGGUGACCUUGGCUUCUACAGCCUCUUCGUUGUUAAGCACAGAGACACCAACAGCACUGCAAGGCACUGGACAAGACAGCACAUCAACAGAGAGUACAGAAGGUCCCUCAGUAACACCAAUUUCUGGUACCAUUAAGCAAAGCUCCAUUUUCACUCCAACAGAUGAGGAUGGCUUAGUUUUAAAAACAGAGGAAAUGUUCACUACAACCUCCCAAGCUACAGCUAAAUUGUUACUCUCAAGCACUGAAUCUACUCAAACAACAUCACCUGUGUCAUCCUCUGUUGUUUAUGAUGAUGAGAAAAGAAGUUUCAGUGAUGAAACUACAACAAUAAAGACCAGCACGUCAUUUAGUGAAUCAGUGACAAAACCUGAGACUGCAUCCUUCCCUGUAUCAACGGGUUUCGAGGGUUCUGGAGAUAGCAGUUCAGUUUUCACUGAUGAGUCUCUUAUACCAGCCACUACUGUCCCUUUCACCUCAACCCCUGAGUCACCAUCAGUCACAGCAUCGCAUGUGAUGGACACAAGUGAGACCUCUGGGACAGCUGUAACUGCUGCUUCCCCACUUUAUAGUACUGAGAAACCGACUGCAAUGUCAACUAAGCUAGAUGAAACUGCAACCACAAUCCAGACUGAGAGAAUAUCUUCCACACAAAGGACAAGCUCAUCCUCAACAGUAAUUGAAAGAGAAACUGAGAGAAGCUCAGUGGAACACAUAACAGAGAUGUCCACCAAGGUGACCAUUGCUUCUACAGCCUCCUCAUUAUUAAGUACAGAGACACCAACAGCACUGCCAGUCACUGAACAAGAAAGCACAUCAACAGAAAUCAAAGAGAGUCCCUCAGCAUCACCCUCAUCUGGGACAGUAAGGUCUAGUCCUGUAUUAGAUGAAUCAGCCACAAAAACUGAAGCUGCAUCUUUCUCCGAGAUCACCACCUUUGAGGGUUCUGGAGACAGUAGUUCACAUAUGACUGAUGAGUCCCUUAUAUCAGUCACUACUGUCCUUUUCACCUCAAGCACAGAGUUGCCUUCGGUAACAGCAAAACAGGAGACUGACACAAGUGAGACUUCUAGGACAGAUGCAACUGCUGCUUUGUCACUCUACAGUACUGAGAAACCAACUGCAAUGUCAACUGUAACUGGUGAGACUGCAACCACAAGCAAGACUGAGAGAAUAUCUACCACACAAAGGACAAGCUUAUCCUCAACAGAAACAGAAACAAAAACAGAGGUCAGCUCAGAGGAACACAAAACUGAGGUGUCAACAAAGGUGACCUUGGCUUCUACAGCCUCUUCAUUGUUAAGCACAGAGACACCAACAGCACUGCCAGUCACUGAACAAGAUAGCACUGCAAUACAGGUCACAGAAAGUCCCUCAGUAACACCAAUUUCUGGUACCAUUAAGCAAAGCUCCAUUUUCACUCCAACAGAUGAGGACGGCUUAAUUUUAAAAACAGAGGAAAUGUUCACUACAACUUCCCAAGCUACAGCUAAAUUGUUACUCUCAAGCACUGAAGCUUCUACAACAACAUCACCUGUGUCAUCCGCUGUUGUUUAUGAUGAUGAGAAAAGAAGUUUCAGUGAUGAAAUUACAACAAUAAAGACCAGCACAUCAUUUAGUGAAUCAGUGACAAAACCUGAGACUGCAUCCUUCCCUGUAUCAACUGGUUUUGAGGGGUCUGGAGAUAGCAGUUCAGUUUUCACUGAUGAGUCUCUUAUACCAGCCACUACUGUCACCUCAAGCACAGAGUCACCAUCAGUUACAGCAUCGCAUGUGACUGAAAUAAGUGAGACUUCUGGGACAGCUGUAACUGCUGCUUCCUCACUUUACAGUACUGAGAAACCAACUGCAAUGUCAACUAAGCUAGAUGAGACUGCAACCACAAGCCAUACUGAGAGAAUAUCUACCACACAAAGGUCAAGCUUAUCCCCCUCCACAGAAACAAAAGCAGAGGAGAGCUCAGUGGAACAUACAACAGAGAUGUCCACCAAGGUGACCAUAGCUUCUACAGCCUCCUCAUUAUUAAGCACAGAGACACCAACAGCACUGCCAGUCACUGAACAAGAAAGCACAUCAACAGAGAUUACAGAAGGUCCCUCAGGAGCACCAAUUUCUGGUGAAAUAGAGACCAGUCCUUCGUUAAGUGAAUCAACCACAAAACCUGAAACUGCAUCUUUCUUUGUCACCACCAUGUUUGAGGGUUCUGGAGACAGCACUUCAGAUGUCACGGAUAAGUCCAUUAUCCCAGGCACUACUGUCCUUUUCACCACAAGCACAGAGUUGCCUUCAGUCACAGAAAAACAGGAGACUGACACAAGUGAGACUUCUGGGACAGAAGCAACUGCUGCUUCCUCACUUUACAGUACUGAGAAACCAACUGCAAUGUCAACUAAGCUAGAUGAGACUGCAACCACAAGCCAAACUGAGAGAGUAUCUACCACACAAAGGACAAGUUUAUCCUCAACAGAAACAACAGCAGAGGUGAGCUCAGAGGAACAAACAACAGAGAUGUCCACAAAGGUGACCAUAGCUUCUACAGCCUCCUCAUUAUUAAGCACAGAGACACUAAGCACACUGCCAGUCAGAAGUCAAGAAAGUGCUGCAACAGGGGUCACAGAAGGUCCUUUAGUAACACCAAUUUCUGGGACCAUUAAGCAAAGCUCCAUUUUUACUCCAACAGAUGAGGAUGGCUUAGUUUUAAAAACAGAGGAAAUGUUCACUACAACUUCCCAAGCUACAGCUAAAUUGUUACUCUCAAGCACUGAAUCUACUCAAACAACAUCACCUGUGUCAUCCUCUGUUGUUUAUGAUGAUGAGAAAAGAAGUUUCAGUGAUGAAACUACAACAAUAAAGACCAGCACGUCAUUUAGUGAAACAGUGACAAAACCUGAGACUGCAUCCUUCCCCGUGUCAACUGUAUUUGAGGGGUCUGGAGAUAGCAGUUCAGUUUUCACUGAUGAGUCUCUUAUACCAGCCACUACUGUCCCUUUCACCUCAACCCCUGAGUCACCAUCAGUCACAGCAUCGCAUGUGAUGGACACAAGUGAGACUUCUGGGACAGCUGUAACUGUUGCUUCCUCACUCUACAGUACUGAGAAACCAACUGCAAUGUCAACUGAAAAAGAUGAAACUGCAACCACAAGCAAGACUGAGAGAAUAUCUACCACACCAAGGACAAGCUCAUCUUCAACAGAAACAGAAAGAGAACCUGAGAGAAGCUCAGUGGAACACACAACAGAGAUGUCCACCAAGGUGACCAUAGCUUCUACAGCCUCCUCAUUAUUAAGUACAGAGACACCAACAGCACUGCCAGUCACUGAACAAGUCAGCACAUCAACAGAAAUGACUGAGGGUCCCUCAGUAACACCACAUUCUGGGACAACAGGGACCAGUCCUUCAUUAAGUAAAUCAACAACAAAACCUGAGACUGCAUCUUUCUUUGUCACCCCCAUGGUUGAGGGUUCUGGAGACAGCACUUCAGAUGUCACUGAUGAGUCCAUUAUCCCAAGCACUACUUUCCCCUUUACCUCAAGCACAGAGUCACCUUCGGUCACAGUAAAACAGGAGACUGACCUAAGUGAGACUUCUGGGACGGAUGCAACUGCUGCUUCAUCACUCUACAGUACUGAGAAAACCACUGCAAUGUCAACUAAGCUAGAUGAGACUGCAAGCACAAACCAGACUGAGAGAGUAUCUGUUACACAAAGGACAAGUUUAUCCUCAACAGAAACAACAGCAGAGGUAAGUUCAGAGGAACAAAAAACAGAGAUGUCCACCAAGGUGACUGUGACCUCUACAGCCUCCUCAUUAUUGAGCACAGAGACACCAACAGCACUGCCAGUCACUGAACAAGAAAGCACAUCAACAGAGAUUACAGAAGGUCCCUCAGGAGCACCAAUUUCUGGUGAAAUAGAGACCAGUCCUUCAUUAGGUGAAUCAACCUCAACACCUGAAACUGCAUCUUCCUUUGUCACCACCAUGUUUGAGGGUUCUGGAGACAGCACUUCAGAUGUCACGGAUGAGUCGCUUAUAACAGCCACUACUGUCCCUUUCACCUCAAGCUCAAAGUCACCAUCAGUUACAGCAUUACACGGGACUGAAAUUAGUGAGACGUCUGGGACAGCUGCAACUGCUGCUUCAUCACUAAGCAGUACUGAGAAACCGACUGCGAGGUCAACUGAAAAAGAUGAAACUGCAACCACAAUCCAGACUAAGACAGUAUCUAGCACACAAAGGACAAGCUCAUCCUCAACAGAAACAGAAACAAAAGCAGAGGUCAGCUCAGAGGAACACAAAACUGAGGUGUCAACAAGGGUGACCUUGGCUUCUACAGCUUCUUCAUUGUUAAGCACAGAGACACCAACAGCACUGCCAUUCACUGAACAAGAAAGCACAUCAACAGGGAUUACGGAAGGUCACUCAGUAACACCAAUAUCUGGUGAAAUAGAGACCAGUCCUUCAUUCAGUACAUCAACAACAAAACCUGAGACUGCAUCUUUCUUUGUCACCACCAUGUUUGAGGGUUCUGGAGACAGCACUUCAGAUUUCACCGAUGAGUCCCUUAUAUCAGCCACUACUUUCCCUGACAUUUUAAGCAAAGUUUCACCAUCGGUUGCAGCAUUGCAUGACGCUGAGACAAGUGAGACUUCUGGGACAGCUGUAACUGCUGCUUCCUCACUUUACAGUACUGAAAACCCAACUGUAAUGUCAACUGAAAAGGAUGAGACUGCAACCACAAGCCAGACUGAGAUAGUAUCUACCACACAAAGGACAAGCUCAUCCUCAACAGAAACAGAAACAAAAGCAGAGGUGAGCUCAGAGGAACACAGAACUGAGGUGUCCAUAAUGGUUACCAUGGCUUCAACAGCCUCUUCGUUAUUAAGCACAGAGACACCAACAGCAGUGCCAGGCACUGGACAAGACAGCACAUCAACAGAGAGUACGGAAGGUCCCCCAGUAACACCAAUUUCUGGGACCAUUAAGCAAAGCUCCAUUUUCACUCCAACAGAUGAUGAUGGCUUAAUUUUGAAAACAGAGGAAAUGUUCACUACAACUUCCCAAGCUACAGCUAAAUUGUUACUCUCAAGCACUGAAUCUACUCAAACAACAUCACCUGUGUCAUCCUCUGUUGUUUAUGAUGAUGAGAAAAGAAGUUUCAGUGAUGAAACUACAACAAUAAAGACCAGCACGUCAUUGAGUGAAUCAGUGACAAAACCUGAGACUGCAUCCUUCCCUGUAUCAACGGGUUUCGAGGGGUCUGGAGAUAGCAGUUCAGUUUUCACUGAUGAGUCUCUUAUACCAGCCACUACUGUCCCUUUCACCUCAAGCACAGAGUCGCCUUCAGUCACAGCAAAACAGGAGACUGACACAAGUGAGACUUCUAGGACAGAUGCAACUGCUGCUACCUCACUCUACAGUACUGAGAAACCCAGUGCAAUGUCAACUAAGCUAGAUGAGACUGCACCCACAAGCCAGACUGAGAGAGUAUCUGUUACACAAAGGACAAGUUUAUCCUCAACAGAAACAACAGCAGAGGUAAGCUCAGAGGAACAAACAACAGAGAUGUCCACCAAGGUGACUGUGACCUCUACAGCCUCCUCAUUAUUGAGCACAGAGACACCAACAGCACUGCCAGUCACUGAACAAGAAAGCACAUCAACAGAGAUUACAGAAGGUCCCUCAGGAGCACCAAUUUCUGGUGAAAUAGAGACCAGUCCUUCAUUUAGUGAAUCAACCACAAUACCAGAUACUGCAUCUUCCUUUGUCACCACCAUGUUUGAGGGUUCUGGAGACAGCACUUCAGAUGUCACGGAUGAGUCGCUUAUAACAGCCACUACUGUCCCUUUCACCUCAACCCCAAGGUCACCAUCAGUCACAGCAUCACACAGGACUGAAAUUAGUGAGACGUCUGGGACAGCUGCAACUGCUGCUUCGUCACUUAGCAGUACUGAGAAACCGACUGCGAGGUCAACUGAAAAAGAUGAAACUGCAACCACAAUCCAGACUAAGACAGUAUCUAGCACACAAAGGACAAGCUCAUCCUCAACAGAAACAGAAAGAGAAGCAGAGGAGAGCUCAGUGGAACAUACAACUGAGGUGUCCACAAAGGUGACCAUGGCUUCUACAGCCUCCUCAUUAUUAAGCACAGAGACACCAACAGCACUGCCAGUCACUGAACAAGAAAGCACAUCAACAGAGAUUACAGAAGGUCCCUCGGUAACACCAAUUUCUGGGACAACAGGGACCAGUCCUUCAUUCAGUAAAUCAACAACAAAACCUGAGACUGCAUCUUUCUUUGUCACCACCAUGUUUGAGGGUUCUGGAGACAGCACUUCAGAUGUCACGGAUGAGUCCCUUAUAUCAGCCACUACUUUCCCUGACAUUUCAAGCAAAGUUUCACCAUCGGUUGCAGCAUUGCAUGAGGCUGAGACAAGUGAGACUUCUGGGACAGCUGUAACUGCUGCUUCCUCACUUUACAGUACUGAGAAACCAACUGCAAUGUCAACUGAAAAAGAUGAAACUGCAACCACAAGCAAUACUGAGAGAAUAUCUACCACACAAAGGACAAGCUCAUCAUCAACAGAAACAGAAACAAAAGCAGAGGUGAGCUCAGAGGAACACACAACUGAGGUGUCCAUAAAGGUUACCAUGGCUUCUACUGCCUCUUCGUUGUUAAGCACAGAGACACCAACAGCAGUGCCAGGCACUGAACAAGACAGCACAUCAACAGAGAGUACAGAAGGUCCCUCAGUAACACCAAUUUCUGGGACCAUUAAGCAAAGCUCCAUUUUCACUCCAACAGAUGAUGAUGGCUUAAUUUUAAAAACAGAGGAAAUGUUCAUUACAACUUCCCAAGCUACAGCUAAAUUGUUACUCUCAAGCACUGAAUCUACUCAAACAACAUCACCUGUGUCAUCCUCUGUUGUUUAUGAUGAUGAGAAAAGAAGUUUCAGUGAUGAAACUACAACAAUAAAGACCAGCACGUCAUUUAGUGAAUCAGUGACAAAACCUGAGACUGCAUCCUUCCCUGUGUCAACUGGUUUCGAGGGGUCUGGAGAUAGCAGUUCAGUUUUCACUGAUGAGUCUCUUAUACCAGCCACUACUGUCCCUUUCACCUCAAGCACAGAGUCACCAUCAGUCACAGCAUCGCAGGAGACUGAAACAAGUGAGACUUCCAGGACAGAUGCAACUGCUGCUUCGGCACUCUACAGUACUGAGAAACCCACUGCAAUGUCAACUAAGCUAGAUGAGACUGCACCCACAAGCCAGACUGAGAGAGUAUCUGUUACACAAAGGACAAGCUCAACCUCAACAGAAACAGAAACAACAGCAGAGGUGAGCUCAGAGAAACAAACAACAGAGAUGUCCACCAAGGUGACUGUGACCUCUACAGCCUCCUCAUUACUAAGCACAGAGACACCAACAGCACUGCCAUUCACUGAACAAGAAAGCACAUCAACAGAGAGUACAGAAGGUCACUCAGUAACACCAAUUUCUGGGACAACAGGAACCAGUACUUCAUUCAGUAAAUCAACAACAAAACCUGUAACUUCAUCUUUCGUUGUCACCACCAUGUUUGAGGGUUCUGGAGACAGCACUUCAGAUGUCACAGAUGAGUCCAUUAUCCCAGGCACUACUGUCCUUUUCACCUCAAGCACAGAGUCACCAUCAGUCACAGCAAGACAGGAGACUGACACAAGUGAGACUUCUGGGACAGCUGUAACUGCUGCUUCCUCACUUUACAGUACUGAGAAACCAACUGCAAUGUCAACUGAAAAAGAUGAAACUGCAACCACAAGCCAGACUGAGACAGGUCCCUCAGUAACACCAAUUUCUGGGACCAUUAACCAAAGCUCCCUUUCCACUUCAACAGAUGAGGAUGGCUUAGUUUUGGAAACAGAGGAAAUGUUCACUACAGUUUCCCCUGCAACUUCUAAGGUGUUACUCUCAAGCACUGAAGCUCCUACAACAACAGCACCUGUGUCAUCCUCUGUUGUUUAUGAUGAUGAGAAAAGAAGUUUCAGUGAUGAAACUACAACGAUAAAGACCAGCACGUCAUUUAGUGAAUCAACAAAACCUGAAACUGCAUCUUUCCCUGUAUCAACUGGUUUUGAGGGGUCUGGAGAUAGCAGUUCAGUUUUCACAGAUGAGUCUCUUAUACCAGCCACUACUGUCCCUUUCACCUCAAGCACAGAGUCACCAUCAGUCACAGCAUCACACGGGACUGAAAUUAGAGAGACGUCCGUGACAGAUGCAACUGCUGCUUCCUUACUUUAUAAUACUGAGAAACCGACUGCAAUGUCAACGGAAACACAUGAGACUGCAACCACAAGCAAGACUGAGAGAGUAUCUGUUACACCAAGGACAAGCUCAUCCUCAACAGAAACAGAAACAAAAGCAGAGGUGAGCUCAGAGGAACAAACAACAGAGGUGUCCACCAAGGUGACCAUAGCUUCCACAGCCUCCUCAUUAUUAAGCACAGAGACGCCAACAGCACUGCCACUCACUGAAAAAGAAAGUACAUCAACAGAGGGUACGGAAGGUCCCUCAGGAGCACCAAUUUCUGGGACAGUGGGGACCAGUCCUUUAUUUAGUAAAUCAACAACAAAACCUGAAGCUGUAUCCUUCUUUGUCACCACCAUGGUUGAGGGUUCUGGAGACAGCACUUCAGAUAUCACAAAUGAGUCCCUUGUAUCAGCCACUACAGUCCCUGACAUUUCAAGCAAAGUUUCACCAUCGGUUGCAGCAUUGCAUGAGGCUGAAACAAGUGAGACUUCUGGGACAGAUGCAACCGCUGCUUCCUCACUUUACAGUACUGAGAAACCAACUGCAAUGUCAACUGUAACAGAUGAGACUGCAACGACAAGCCAGACUAAAACAGUAUCUACCACACAAAGGACAAGCUCAUCCUCAACAGCAACAGAAAGAGAAGCAGAGGAGAGCUCAGUUGAACAUACAACUGAUGUGUCCACAAAGGUGACCGUGGCCUCUACAUCCUCCUCAUUAUUAAGCACAGAGACAGCACUGCCAGUCACUGAACAAGAAAGCACAUCAACAGAGAUUACAGAAGGUCCCUCAGGAGCACCAAUUUCUGGUACAACAGAUACCAGUACUUCAUUCAGUAAAGCAACAACAAAACCUGUAACUACAUCCUUCUUUGUCACCACCAUGGUUGAGGGAUCUGGAGACAGCACUUCGGAUGUCACUGAUGAGUCCAUUAUCCCAGGAACUACUGUCUCUUUCACCUCCAGCACAGAGUCGCCAUCAGUAACAGCAAAACAGGAGACUGAAACAAGUGAGACUUCUAGGACAGCUGCAACUGCUGCUUCGUCACUCUACAGUACUGAGAAACCAACUGCAAUGUCAACUGAGCUAGAUGAGACUGCAAGCACAAGCCAGACUGAGAGAGUAUCUGUUACACCAAGGACAAGCUCAUCCUCAACAGAAACAGAAACAACAGCAGAAGUGAGCUCAGAGGAACAAACAACAGAGAUGUCCACCAAGGUGACUGUGACCUCUACAGCCUCCUCAUUACUAAGCACAGAGACACCAACAGCACUGCCAGUCACUGAACAAGACAGCACAUCAACAGGGAGUACAGAGGGUCCCUCAGUAACACCAAUUUCUGGGACCAUUAACCAAAGCUCCCUUUCCACUUCAACAGAUGAGGAUGGCUUAGUUUUGGAAACAGAGGAAAUGUUCACUACAGUUUCCCCUGCAACUUCUAAGGUGUUACUCUCAAGCACUGAAGCUCCUACAACAACAUCACCUGUGUCAUCCUCUGUUGUUUAUGAUGAUGAGAAAAGAAGUUUCAGUGAUGAAACUACAACGAUAAAGACCAGCACGUCAUUUAGUGAAUCAACAAAACCUGAAACUGCAUCUUUCCCUGUAUCAACUGGUUUUGAGGGGUCUGGAGAUAGCAGUUCAGUUUUCACAGAUGAGUCUCUUAUACCAGCCACUACUGUCCCUUUCACCUCAAGCACAGAGUCACCAUCAGUCACAGCAUCACAGGAGACUGAAACAAGUGAGUCUUCUGGGACAACUGCAACUGCUGCCUCCUCACUUCACAGCACUGAGAAACCCACUGCAAUGUCAACAGAAACAGAUGACACUGCAACCACAAGCCAGUCUGAGGAUGUAUCUGCCACACAAAGGACAAGCUCAUCCCCCUCCACAGAAACAAAAGCAGAGGAGAGCUCAGUGGAAAUGACAACUGAGGUGUCCACAAAGGUGACCAUAGCUUCUACAGCCUCCUCAUUAUUAAGUACAGAGACACCAACAGCACUGCCACUCACUGAACAAGUCAGCACAUCAACAGAAAUUAAAGAGAGUCCCUCAGCAUCACCCUCAUCUGGGACAGUAAGGUCUAGUCCUUUAUUAGGUGAAACAGCCACAAAAACUGAAGCUGCAUCUUUCUCCGAGAUCACCACCUUUGAGGGUUCUGGAGACAGUAGUUCACAUAUGACUGAUGAGUCCCUUAUAUCAGUCACUACUGUCCCUUUCACCUCAAGCACAAAGUCACCAUCAGUCACAGCAAUGCAUGAGACUGGCACAAGUGAGACUUCUGGGACAGCUGCAACAGCUUCUUCCUCACUUUACAUUACUCAGAAACCAACUGCAACGUCAACUGAAACAGAUGAAACUCUAACCACAAGCCAGAGUGAGAGGAUAUCUUCCACACAAAGGACAAGCUCACCCUCAAUAGCAACAGAUACAAAAGUAGAGGAGAGCUCAGGGGAACAGACAACUGAGGUGUCCACAAAGGUAACCAUGGACUCUACAGCCUCCGCAUUAUUAAGCACAGAGACACCAACAGCACUGCCAAUCACUAAACAAGACAUCAUUGCAACAGAGAGUACAGAAGGUCCCUCAAUUACAUUCACUUCUAUGACUGUCAAGCCAAGCUCCCUUUUCAGUCCAACAGAUGAGAAUGGCUCAGUUCACGAAACAGAGGCCAUGGUCACUCCAACCUCCCAUGCAACAGCUAAAUCAUCACUCUUGAGCACUGAAGCUCCUACAACAACACCUUAUGUGUCAUCCUCUGUUGGUUAUGAUGACGAAAAAAGAAGUUUCAGUGAUGAAACUACAACAAUAAAGACCAGCACGUCAUUUAGUGAAUCAGUGACAAAACCUGAGACUGCAUCCUUCCCUGUAUCAACUGGUUUUGAGGGGUCUGGAGAUAGCAGUUCAGUUUUCACUGAUGAGUCCCUUAUACCAGUCACUACUUUCCCUGUCACCUCAAGCACAGAGUCACCAUCAGUCACAGCAUCACAGGAGACUGACACAAGUGAGACCUCUGGGACAGUUGCCACUGCCACUUUGUCAAUUCACAGCACUGGAAAACCAACUGCAGUGUCAAUGAAAACAGAUGAGACUGCAACCACAAGCCAGUCUGAGAAAGUAUCUACCACUCAAAGGACAAGCACAUCCUCAACAGCAACAAAAGCAGAGGAGAGCUCAGGGGAAAUGACAACUAAGGUGUCUACAAAGGUGACCAUGGCUUCAACAGCCUCCUCACUAUUAAGCACAGAGACACCAACAGCAAUGCCACUCACUGAACAAGAUAGCACUGCCACAGUGGGAACAGAGGGUCCCUCAGUAACUCCCUUAUCUGGGACAACAGAGUCUAGUCCUUUAUUCAGUGAAUCAACAGAAAAAACUCUAACUACAUCUUUCUUUGUCACCUCCAUGGUUGAGGUUUCUGGAGACAGCACUUCAGAUGUCACAGAUGAGUACCUUAUAUCAGCCACUACAGUCCCUGACAUUCCAAGCAAAGUUUCACCAUCGGUUGCAGCAUUGCAUGAGUCUGAGACAAGUGAGACUUCUGGGACAGCUGUAACUGCUGCUUCCUCACUCUAUAGUACUGAGAAACCCACUGCAAUGUCAACUGAAACAGAUGAAAUUGCAACCACAAGCCAGACUGAGAGAAUAUCUACCACACAAAAGACAAGCUCAUCCUCAACAGAAACGGAAACAAAAGCAGAGCUGAGCUCAGAGGAACAAACAACAGAGGUGUCCACCAAGGUGACUUUGACCUCUACAGCCUCAUCAUUAUUAAGCACAGAGACACCAACAGCACUGCCAGUCACUGAACAAGAAAGCACAUCAACAGAGAUUACAGAAGGUCCCUCAGGAGCACCAAUUUCUGGUACAACAGAUACCAGUACUUCAUUCAGUAAACCAACAACAAAACCUGAAACUGCAUCCUUCUUUGUCACCACCAUGGUUGAGGGUUCUGGAGACAGCACUUCAGAUUUCACUGAUGAGUCCAUUAUCCCAGGCACUACUGUCCCUUUCACCUCCAGCACAGAGUCACCAUCAGUCACAGCAAGACAGGAGACUGACACAAGUGAGACUUCUGGGACAGCUGUAACUGCUGCUUCCUCACUCUACAGUACUGAGAAACCAACUGCAAUGUCAACUGAGAAAGAUGAAACUGCAACCACAAGCCAGACUGAGAGAAUAUCUACCACUCAAAGGACAAGCACAUCCUCAACAGAAACAAAAACAAAAGCAGAGGAGAGUUCAGGGGAAAUGACAACUGAGGUUUCCACAAAGGUGACCAUUGCUUCCACAGCCUCCUCACUAUUAAGAACAGAGACACCAACAGCACUGCCAAUCACUAAACAAGAAAGCCCAUCAACAGAGAUUACAGAAGGUCCCUCAGGAGCACCAAUUUCCGUUGAAAUAGAGACCAGUCCUUCAUUAAGUGAAUCAACCACAAAACCUGAAACUGCAUCUUUCUUUGUCACCACCAUGUUUGAGGGUUCUGGAGACAGCACUUCAGAUAUCACAGAUAAGUCCAUUAUCCCAGGCGCUACUGUCCCAUUCACCUCAAGCACAGAGUUGCCAUCAGUCACAGCAUCACACGGGACUAUAACAAGUGAGACGUCUAGGACAGUUGCCACUGCUGCUUCCUCACUUUACAGUACUGAGAAACCCACUGCAACGUCGACAGAAACACAUGACACUGCAACAUCAAGCCAGUCUGAGAAAGUAUCUAGCACACAAAGGACAAGCUCAUCCCCCUCCACAGAAACAAAAGCAGAGGAGAGCUCAGUGGAAAUGACAACAGAGGUUUCCACAAAGGUAACCAUGGCCUCUACAGCCUCUUCAUUAUUAAGCACAGAGACACCAACAGCACUGCCAGUCACUGAACAAGAAAGCACUGCCACAGUGGGAACAGAAGGUCCCUCAGUAACACCAAUUUCUAUGACAAGUCAAUCAGCAACAAAACCCAUUACUGCAUCUGUCUUUGUUACCACCAUGGUCGAGGGUUCUGGAGACAGCACUUCAGAUGUCACGGAUAUGUCUAUUAUCCCAGGCACUACCUUCCCCUUCACCUCAAGCGCAGAGUCACCAUCAGUCACAGAAAAACAGGAGACUGACAUGAGUGAGACUUCUCGGACACCUGCAACAGCUUCCUCACUUUACAGUACUGAGAAACCAACUGCAAUGUCAACUGAAACUGAUAAGACUUUAACCACAAGUCAUACUGAGAAAGUAUCUACCACUCAAAGGACAAGCACAUCCUCAACAGCAACAAAAACAAAACCAGAGGAGAGCUCAGGGGAAAUGACAACUGAGGUUUCCACAAAGGUGACCACGGCUUCUACAGCCUCCUCACUAUUAAGCACAGAGACACCAACAGCAAUGCCACUCACUGAACAAGAUAACACUGCCACAGUGGGAACAGAGGGUCCCUUAGUAUCACCAAUUUCUGGGACCAUUGAUCAAAGCUCUCCUCUCACUCCAACAGAUGAAGAUGGCUCAGUUUUUAAAACAGAGGCCAUUAUCACUACAACCUCCCAUGCAACAGCGAAGUCAUCACUGAUUAGCACCGAAGCUCCUAAAACAACGUCUCCUGUGUCAUCCCCUGUUGUGUCUGACGAACAGACAGCAGAAGUCUCCACUGUGGUUCCUUCAGCCUCCUCCUUGUCAAGCACAGAGAAGCCAUCAGCAUUGCUAGUCACCAGAGAAGACAGCACUGCAACAGAGGGUACGGAAGUUCCCUCAGUAACUGCCUUUUCUGCAUAUUCUAAUAUUCCUCAUCUUCCACACAAAACCUCUCCAACAAUUGUUCUGCCCAGUGUCACUGCAUUUACCUCCAAGGAAACUUCUACCUUCAUUGACAUGGAGAAUUCUGGUUAUUCAAGUGGAGAGAAUGAUUUGGAAUCAAGUUCAGAUGGAUCUGGUGCUGACGAUUCCAUUGAGACUACUAAAGUCCCACAGCAUGAAUUUACAGUGGCCACUGAUGAGACCGAAAUUGAUGAGUCAGAAACCAAAUCUGCCCCAUCUAGUUUUACACCCACAACCCAGUCCUUUGUGCAUUCCACCAAUGAAUUAAUUUCAUCAACUAAAACCCCACUGAUGACAAGCACUGAUAAUCAUAUUGAUGAGCAGGGCAGUGGAACCACCGAAGAUGACACUUCAGGUGAUGAAGAGAGAUCAGACACUGACUCUUACAGUGAGUCAACUGCUUUUGUUCCAGUCACAAUUUCUUCUUUAAUACCCACUUCUAAAGCAGCAACAAAACAAAUUACUGUGGAUUCUUCAACUGAAAAUUUAACAACAAGUUCAGCCCUUACAUUUACAGAGGGUGUAAGGUCUGGUCACCCAACUCCCGAGAUUUUUACCUCAAAGCCAUCAGUGAUAGAGACAGUGUCAUUUGGAGAAGCAACAGGUGAAACAGCAACCUUUGUUUCCAUUACACCAACCUUUAGUGAGAUGUCCUCACAGGAGGUUGAAGUUACUGUGGAUACAGAAAGCCCCAGUACUUAUGAUUCCACAGAGGCACCUCUUUUCAAUGCAAGUGAAAAUGCUGUUAGUGGGGUUGAACAUAUAAUGCAAUCCUCCCAUACAACUACAUCCCCCUUCACAACUGGUGCAUCAGUAAGAGAACACACAGUUGGUGACUUGAUUACAAUGAGUACUAGCAGUAAAGAAAAGCAUGAUGUAAUCACAGCAGUGCCCACCCCCAUCCCCUCAAUUGUUUAUCAUGGUGUAACAGACCAGCAGGUUGUCAUCAUCCCCUCAAGUGGUAGCCAAGCGAAAACUGACUCAACUGAACAAACACCGACCAUGGUCUUGCAUAGUUCUAAACCAUCACCAAGCAAAACUAUCAUAUUUACAGAGGAAACAAAUAAUGAAGAUAACCUUUUUUCUACAGUUACAGAAAUUAUGAGGGAAAGUAGUCCCACCCCUGAGGAUUUCACCAAAGAUGAUAUUAUUGAUGUAGAUACUAUGUCCAUGGUACCCUCCUCUCCAUUUUACCCCACAGUCCAGACAGAAGAAGUUGGGGGUGUCACAGCAGUUACGAUAGCACAAAGAAUCUUGGUAUCAGAAGAACCAGAGGGGUCAGGGAUUUAUAGCACGACUCUUACACCAGGAACUUUAAAUGCAACCUCAAAACCAUCAAUUCUUGAAGGUACGUCUAGUGAAGAGACAUCCACUGAAGAGAUAAUCACACCACAUGCCACCCCAGCUACUACUAUGCCCACAAAAUCAAGUUCUGAGGAAAUGUUUUAUUCUUCUACACCACAUACAGAUCUCCUCAUUGACACUACAACUAAACCACUCCCAGAUCUUGUAACGGAUGUUAUUGAGCUCAGCACUUCCUCGUCUUUCCCAUCUCAAACCUCCACUGAAAAAUCUGAUACAAGCUCAGUCACACUGGUGUCCAGUGAGGAGUAUAUGGUCAGCACCGGAGGGGAAAAAUCCACCUCCUCCCCACCCACAGCCAGAACUGUUACAGAUCAUGGUAAAAAAGAAGAAAUCUUAAGUUCAGCCGUUUCCUUACCAACCACCAUACCUUCAGUUUCUGUCACACCACAAGAUCCAGUGUCCACAGAACCUGGCAAAGCAAAGCCAAGUAGUGAUAAGGCUGAAAUCUCAGAGAGGACUUUAGUAUCAUCUGAAGAUGAAAGUACAGCAUCUAAAAAACAAGGAACACCCACAGCAUCUUCACUCUUGAGUACUGAGACUCCAACUGUUGCUCACGGAGAAACAACACAAUCAAGUGUGUCAAAUGCUGCUUUAAGUCUCCUUAGUACCAGGAAGCCAACAGUCACAUCUGCUUCUGAAGCUACUGGGAAAGACGUUUCAGAUUUUCAUACUAAUGUGACAGAGCCAUCUACAAAAAAAUCUACUUCCUCAUCACAGAUAUCUUCUUCACAAAGCACAGUGAAGCCUGAUGUCAUUAUUAAGUUUGUCACCACCUUUUCUUCAGAACCAGAUACAACACCAUCUGAGGUUUCCUUUCAACAGGCCAGAUCUGAGAUCACAUUCACUCACCAUCCCAACAUUAACAUCUCUGAGAGAACGGUCUUGUCAACAACCAGCCAAAUGUUACCCAGUGAGGAGACAAGCAAGCAUAUGGAUCCUGAUGACCUGUCUACUCAAAUUGGAGUUAGAACCACGCCACAAGAAGAAAAGACAUCCACAGCACCAAGCCAAGCACCUGUAAUGACAGAAUUUUCAACAGAUGCUGGAACCAGUACAAGACAAGAUAAUGAAGUAUUUGAAACCUCUACUGAUGUUGCAUCAGGUUCGCAUGAAACAGACAAAUCAGAACACACUGAUCCUUCUGCAGGUAGUUCAACUGAUCCAACCCCAAAGACAACAUCAACACCAUCUUCAAUGCAGACAAAAACAGUUCCAACAUCAACUGUGUCUUCACUGCUCAGUACUGAAACUCCAUUUGCGGUGGCCACUUCAGGUGCGAGCUCCGGGCUAUCUGAAACUGUAUCUGCUUCUUCAGAAGAUGGCAAAGUUGAGCCAAGUACUGAUCAGCUUCCAAGCAAUGAAAGGACUGAACAAACUCCAGAUACAGAACCUUUCUCAGGAGGUUUUGGCACAGAUUAUCCACCUGAUUAUGACUCUUUCAACCCCAACCUUUUAGAAGGAGCCCCAAAUACCACAGCAAGAGAAGAAACAGUUCUCGUUAUAACACCACCCGUUGUUUCUGAAACAUCUGAGAGCCAUCCUGUUGACUCAGUGAGCAGUACUGAAAGUAGCUCAGAAGAAAGUAAAACAAAAUCACCUGGAGUGGCAGCACAGGCCAUCACUAUCUUACCUUCUUCCUUAGCUCCCAUCAGCGUUUCAUCCUCUAGUUCUGAAAGUGGUUCAAACAGCAGCAGCAGCUCAGAAGAAAGCAUAUCCACAGCGGGCACGGUCAAACCUGAUAGUGAUAAGGUUGAGAGCGUAACCUCUGAACAUUUGUCUGACACGACAAAGUCACCCUCCGUUAUUGUCAAUGCAUCUGUGGGUGGGAUCCUAAGUUCUGAAAGCACCUCUGUCAGCUCUGAGAGUUUAUCAGGAGAGAUGACAACUACUAGGACCCCAAAUCUCAGCAGUAUGGAGAAUCAGUCCCUUUCCCCAGAUGAAAUCAAGACAGUGUACAAGAUGGAUACAACCACAGCAUCAAAGAUAGAGUCUGUUAGUCAGGGAGAUGUUUCUCCUCAGACUGAAUCAUCCACGAGCAGCCAGACAGAGUCCACCACGACAGCAGCAGCCCCAGAACAAAGCCAGCCAGAUGUUGGAAAUGUAGCUACUACUUUAUCAUCACUUUCUGAAGAGGAUAAUAAACCGGACAGUGACAUUCCUACCCUUCCAUCACCCACUGAAGGAGAAACACUACAGAGAGCAGAGGAAACAACUGUGCGGCCUGACAUAGGAUUAGGGCACACUGUUGUUGGCGAGACAUUUGAAAUUCCAGGUACAGUACUCUCUUUAAAUUAAUUUAAUAACAAUACAACUGAGAGUUUAAGAAUGGCUUACCUCAAAAAAUCUUUCCUGAUUUGUUGUUUUUUAAUCUCUUCUCAGAAGGUAACUCUUGUUCAGAAAACGUUUGUCUGAAUGGCGGAUCUUGCUUCCAGAGUGGAAACAUUUAUUCAUGUAUUUGCGCUCCUGGGUACAGCGGUGAUCGCUGUGAAACAGGUAGGACAUCGUGAAGAAAAAAGUUCUCAAAAAUGUGCUACUUUACUGUUAACUAUUUAAUUCAUCCAGAUUAUUUUAGUGUGGUAUGGGCUGCCUUUUUCUUAGUCAUUCUAUGUGUCUCCGAUGUAGAUGUUGAUGAGUGCCAGUCAAACCCUUGCCGUAAUGGAGGUACAUGUGUUGAUGGGCUGGCUUCCAUCACAUGUGUGUGCCUCCCAAGCUACACUGGGCUGUACUGUGAGGAGGGUAAGUUUUUGGUCUAUUUGAUGAAUCUUCCAUCAUUAAUUUCUGAAUAAUUUAGACUAUACUGAUAAAGGUUUUCGGUGUUGUUAGCUUUUCAAUGUGGUGAGUGCCAGGACCUACAGGUAGUGAUCUAAGUUGGUUGUUUAAUGGGUCCAAAAUGUAGUUUUGUUUUGUUUCUAGCCCAAUGGUAGUGCUAAAAAAAUCAUAAACGGAUAAUAAUAGGCAUGUUUUAAGUAUACCAGAAGUUUUAAGAAAAACAUGUUAUGCUGAAAGCAGUUUGUCAUCUUUUUCUUUGUUUACAUUUCUUAAAUGUGUCCUUCCAGUGUUUACUUGGGGAAUAUGUUCAGAGAUUGUCUGCAGUUAUUGAUAAAUAGCAGGUGGAUGCGCAAUUUUCAAGCCUUUUUUUUAAAUGAACAAAAAUAAAGAAUACCAAUGGGUCAAUUAGAGGAAAACUUUUUACAUCUGGUGGAAGUAUAUCAUAUUGAAGUUUAAUAAUUUUCUCUUAUUCCUCCUUCAAUAAGACAGGAGUCUUUUAGGUUUUUAUUUUAAGGUUUAGCAAAUAUUUAGCAAAUAAGCCCUAUGAGGGUAAUAAUCAGAAGAAGGAAAAAAACUAUUGCAGAUCUCGUAUGUAAUGAUGUAUUUUGAAUGAUAACAUGAACUAUAUCGGGCAAGUAGCAUCAGAUUUGGUGCGCAAAUUGCUGCUGUCAUGCUAGCUUUCAGUUGCAUUUGUGAAUCACAUCUAAUCUAUGAGGUUUUCCAAAAGUGUUCCUACCACAUAAUAAAUAGUAUCUACACAAGGUGUUCCUAGUAAAAAGUUGAUAAAUAUUCCCCAAAUUCCCACACGACCAAACUUUUAUCUAAGUUUUCCAGUUCUGCCCUACUUUCACUUCAGUCGCAGUAAAGCCAGACAUCAUGUUUCUGGGAGGAUUUCUCAUGAUCUAUGUCUACACCCUAAAUUGGUCAGGAUCUCUCAUGAGUGACUCACACUCAGACUCAGCUGCUGUCUUUAAGACUUGCCAAGAGACAGGAAGAAAAAAGUAACUUGAAGAGGUACAGUUUAGGGAAAGGGUUUUUUUUUUCUGUUAACUUUUGGAAACUUGAUUGAGGAAGGGAACAAAAAGUCGUGUACACUUAACAUUGAUAGUGUUGAGAUGAGACUUGUAUCAGUGUCUAAUUAGGAUACUUAACAUUAACCUGAAUCCAUUACAUUAAUCUUGAUCGUUGUCUGCAUUUUAAAUCAGAUUCACAAAUGCAUAUCAAGUUUCCCAUUAUUGUUUAAAACAAAUGACCUUCUCAGCAUGAUAACUGCAUCUUUAAGUCAUCAAACUAAUGUGGUUUAUAUUUCCAUUAUGUUUGUGUCCCAUCAGAUACGGAGACAUGCGACUAUGGCUGGCACAAGUUCCAGGGCCACUGCUACAAGUAUUUCCCACAAAGAAGAAACUGGGAUACAGCAGAGAGAGAGUGUCGCAUGCAUGGGGCUCAUCUCACCAGCAUUCUUUCCCAUGAGGAGCAGCAGUUUGUCAACCGUAUGUUAAAUUACACUUGAAGAUGGAUGAUCUUUAAAAAAAAGUGUGUGUUUUAGGUAACUUACAUGUUUGUCUUUCUUUUCACAUGGUAGGUCUUGGACAGGACUACCAGUGGAUUGGCCUGAAUGAUAAGAUGUAUGACAGUGACUUCCGCUGGACUGAUGGCAGGCCCAUGGUGAGAUAGGUUGCUUUCUCACAUAUUUUUGUCUUAACAAGCGUGGCAAUGAUAUACUGUAAAUAUUUGGAUAUGAUAUGGAUGACAAAUGCAGUCAUCUAGGGAGGGUAAUUCUUCUCCCAGCUCCUGGUGAGAUUCUCAUGACGUACUUGUCUCUGCCUCAUAUCGCUACACCCUGGUGGGUGACCGCUCUGGUCGUAAAUCUGUUGUAGAACAUGCUGUUUAGUCAGUAUCAGCCCAGAACAAUAACCCAUAUGCAGAAGUAAUGCAAGGAAAACCAAGACUUGUUUGAGUGAAAUAUGUCAUUUAAUAGAUGCAGUUCAAAAGACAGCACAGCAGCGCUUACUUCAGCGAUUAUAUCUUCUUGAGAGUUUUCACUAGACAGGAAAGUGCCAUUUGAAUGAGUUGAUGUCCUCACAUCCAUGGCAAUUCUCCUGGACCAGAUAUGAGGGAGAUACAGGGCCAGCCUGAGCCUUUAAAGACAAGAACACAAAAUUUUCUUGGCUGAGAGAUUGAGGGUUGAUGUGGGUGUGUGUGAUACUGUGUAGAGGGGACAUGCGUGGACAGGUAUGAUCUGCACCCCCCUGACUACCCCCACAUGCACCAGAAGGUCCAGCCAGCAGGGCCACCCGAGGGGUAGGGCCACCAGGCAGGCAGACACACAGAUGGACAGCACCUGUGCUUGAAAGAAAAGGUUGAUAGAAGCGGCCUGGGGAGUCUGGCUGGGUGGUCACCUCCAGUGGAUCAGAGUAUAAAAAUAAACAAGACUGCUCUUAAAAUAAGUAUCAAACAUUUACCUUUUAAAAUUUUAAAAGAAAAGCUAUUAAUACUUAUCACAAAAGGGCACAGGAACACCAAAGUUUUUUUUAUUUUUAAUUUUUAUUUUAAAGUGUGGGUGAUCAAAGUUUGUUUGAUUAUUUUGAGGAGGAUGCAAGCCUGCUGUGUAGUUGACGGGUCACUCAUUUGUUCACUAGGAGUCAGCAGGAAGUAGCUGUGUAUUUGUUAACCAUAAUGACAGAGUAGCAGAGCCUUGGGGCAUGAUUGGGUGAGCUGGGGAGGGGGGUCAUGGCUUUGAAGGGUCUGUUUGAACCCUGAAUGCGCUGAAAGACUGCAGGUAGCAUCAGUUCCUGGUUGAGUGCCCCACAGCAAUACAGCUGUGUGUAUACUGUAUCAGUGUGUCAGUCUGCAUCUGUGUGUGUGUGUAGAUGUUUGUGAUUAUAGAAUUACAUGUGUAAUGCCUGGAAUGGUGACAGAUAAUAUCACACUCUUCUGACUUAAUGCCCUCUGGUCCUGUUCUUGUAAUAUUCACAAGCACUUGACCUAUAAUGAGUACCAAAGUAGGGGGUUAUCAGUAAGUGAGUCAUCAGAGAUUAUUGAUAAGAGAUGGUCUUAAUGGAUUAACUUGCUGAGAACCUUAAUGUAACUCUCUUUAGUUAUUUAUAGAAAUCCCAUUAUUGAAAAUCAGGGACUCAGUUUUAAAGAUCUUUUCAGAGAGCCACAGGUCAUAAUUUUAAGACUGAUUAAGUGUUGACUUGGUGAAUACAAUAUCGACCAACUUCCCAGUCUUUUAAGCAAAAAUUGAAUCAUUAACCUCUAUGUCUAAAGAUCGGAAAGCACUUAGAAACCAGAUACUAUUUAGCACCAUUCAAAUAAAACAGCUAAAAACGGGUUCAUAGAGUCUGCAGGUAAUCAGUAUUGAGUUAAUCUGGUGAGCACUUGCAGAGCCAGCACCACCAGCCUUUGGUCCUCUUCACAAAUUGAUGUCCAUAUGCCUGUACUGUUAUGAUUAAGUGAUUGUUCAUCAGUUAAACUAGAUACAGCCUCCAUAUAACGUUGUCUCCAUUUUCUAGAUCAAAAUACCGCCAAACCUUGCCAGGCUAAGACAUGCCUGCUGUUUUCUGUUCUUGUCUGUUGAUGAGCGUUAUAACACAACAUUUUCUAGCGUUGACAGGAGAUACAGCCCCGGCUAGUGGCGGGUGACUGAGCUGCAGCUUAGACACAACAUGACCAGCAUUUCAGGCCUACAAUGACAAAAAUAGCUGGCCAGUUUCACCGAUUAGAAAGUCUGUUGUGACAAGAUUUAAUCACUUAGUCAACUCAAACCACACAUCCUACUGUGUGCUUUCUAUAUAGGUUUGAACAGAUGCAUUUAGUUGAAGGUCAAUUUCCUCUCAAGGUCAUAACACCCAUCAUGAUGUCUCCCUCUGCUCUUAUUUCAGCAAUAUGAGAACUGGAGGCCCAACCAGCCCGACAGCUUCUUCUCCUCCGGUGAGGACUGUGUCGUGAUGAUUUGGCAUGAAGACGGCCAGUGGAACGAUGUGCCUUGUAACUACCAUCUCACCUACACCUGCAAGAAGGGAACAGGUAAUAGGACGAAUAAUUUCUCACCAAAUUGAGCACAAGAACCACACCUGUGAAAGACUUUUUACCUGAGAAAUUCUUAUUCUGGUGGUAUUAUCACUCUGUUUUUAGUGGCCUGCAGCCAGCCCCCUCUAGUGGAGAAUGCACGCACCUUUGGGAAGAAGCGUGAGAGAUAUGAGAUCAACUCAUUGGUGAGGUACCAGUGCCGGAUAGGCUUUAUUCAAAGACACGUCCCGACUAUUCGUUGUCGUGGGAACGGACAAUGGGAUGUUCCGAAAAUUAGCUGCAUGAACCGUAAGUACUCAGAUUACUGUUUGAAAUUCUCCUGAUUUAUGACCUCUAAAGCACUUUCACUGUUUAAAUCAAAUGUCUGAUUUUCAUCGACAGCAUCAAACUAUCAGAGGACCUUUAUCAGACGACAUCAUCACAGUAGUCUCUACAGCAUCAACAACUUGAAGAGAUGGCCAGAUGAGGCUUUCCGCUUACAGCUUUACAGAGCGAGGAGAGACAGGACUGAGCAUAAAAGGAAAAGAAAGUGACUGCCAUACGAAGUGGCACAGCUUCUUAAGACGAGGACACAUGUUUAAUGCUUGUGUGGAAAGAUGAAAAGGAUUAACGGGACAAGCACAAGAGGAAACUCAUGAAAGAAAACCAAGAGGAGAGUUGCAGUUUUCUUGCAUUUUGGAUGACG